GUGAGAAGAUGAGGCUGGUUCAGAUCUCCUCCAUACUGCUGUGCUGCCUCUGUCUGUCUGAGGGGAAGAUUUCAGGUAACACCUUCGGCUCUUAGUUUAUCUUGGGUUUUUGAAUAUUCCAAAGUUAUUUAAACCUCUUACUUAUGAUGAUGCUUUUUCCAUGAUGAUGAUGAUGGUGGUAGUAUUUAUUUCUAUUUGAAAUUCUACCAUUAUUUGUAUUUUGUAUGUACUAUAUAUAUGCAAAACUAUCAAAACCGUCAUAGGAUGCCACCUUUCCAACAAGUCCGCUCAUCAAAUUUCUGCCCUGCUAGAGCUUCCCCGGUCAACUGUAAGUGCUGUUAUUGUGAUGUGGAAGAAACAACGGCUCAGCUGCGAAGUGGUAGGCCACACAAGCUCACAGAAUGGGACCGCCGAGUGCUGAAGCGCGUAAAAAUCGUCUGUCCUCGGUUGCAACACUCACUACCGAGUUCCAAACUGCCUGUGGAAGCAACAUCAGCACAAUAACUGUUCGUUGGGAGUUGAAUGAAAUUUGUUUUCAUGGCCGAGCAGCCGCACACAAGCCUAAGAUCGCAAUGCCAAGCCACGGCUGGAGUGGUGUAAAGCUCGCUGCCAUUGGACUCUGGAGCAGUGGAAACGCGUUCUCUGGAGUGAUGAAUCAUGCUGCUUCACCAUCUGGCAGUCCAACAGACUAAUCUGGGUUUGGUGGAUGCCAGGAGAACGCUUCCUGCCCCAAUGCAUAGAGCCAACUGUAAAGUUUUUGAUGGUGGAGGAAUAAUGGUCUGGGGCUGUUUUUCAUGGUUCAGGCUAGGCCCCUUAGUUCCAGUGAAGGGAAAUCUUAACGCUACAGCAUACAAUGACAUUCUAGACGAUUCUGUGCUUCCAACUUUGUGGCAACAGUUUGGGGAAGGCCCUUUCCUGUUUCAGCAUGACAAUGCCUCCGUGCACAAGGCGAGGUCCAUACAGAAAUGGUUUGUCGAGAUCGGUGUGGAAGAACUUGACUGGCCUGCACAGAGCCCUGACCUCAACCCCAUCGAACACCUUUGGGAUGAAUUGGAACGCCGACCGUGAGCCAGGCAUAAUCGCCCAACAUCAGUGCCCGACCUCACUAAUGCUCUUGUGGCUGAAUGGAAGCAAGUCCCCGCAGCAAUGUUCCAACAUCUAGUGGAAAGCCUUCCCAGAAGAGUGGAGGCUGUUAUAACAGCAAAGGGGGGACCAACUCCAUAUUAAUGCCCAUGAGUUUGGAAUGAGAUGUUCGACGAGCAGGAUGUUCACAUACUUUUUGUCAUGUAAUGUAUUCAUUCUAGCCUACUGUUUUUAUGUUUUCUGUCUGUUUCCUAUGUGUGUGAGCCACAUGCCUGUAAGCCGAAGAAAAAUGUCCAUUCCCAACAAGUUUUGAACUUUAAAUUGAGUUUGCUGCUGUUUUCAGAAUACCAGCUGGAGUCUGAGACCCUGAGUCAGUGUGAGUCGCUACGUGGUGUUAGUUCUGCCCUGCAACAAAACCAUGUCCCCCAGUGCUCAGAGGAUGGGAGGUUCAGGUACCUGACAUCGCUGUAUAUGACACAUGGUAGUUUGAAGUGGAAAGCUAGCCAGGACAGUAAACAAACAAUUUUCCUGUAUUCGUCCCAAAUGACACCCUAUUCCCAAUCCCUAUAUAGUGCACUACUUGCCUAAGGCUCCGGUCAAAAGUAGUGCACUAUGCAGGGAAUAUGGUGCCAUUUGGGAUGCGACCAUUGUUCCCUACUGUCUUCUAAUUGUUGUUGUGUACUCCAGACACGUCCAGUGCAGUAGUGGUGGUGGUGAGUGCUGGUGUGUGAACGCUGAGGGAGCUGAGAUCUCUGGAACCAGACAGAACGGAUCAGCUGUGUACUGUGAGCAGAACGCCUCUCUUCCUAUAAAUAUCUCUCUCAACAUGAAACCACAUUGGUGCUAGACGGGAUUAAUUCCCCUCUGGGAACCCUAGCCAGGCUCAAUGUGGAACACUAGAAGACCUUCUGAGAUGUAAAUGCAGUCUAUCACCAUCAUUGUCCUCCUCUUCCUCCUCCUCCUCCUCUUCCCACAGGUCUGACGUCCUGCCAGCUCCACAGACAGCAGGCCCUGCUGAGUGGCGAUGCCUCCCUGGUGCCCCAGUGCCAGGCCUCUGGGGACUACCAGGCUGUGCAGUGUGACAGCGCCCAGGGACAGUGCUGGUGUGUAGACCUGGAGGGCAUGGAGAUCUACGGGACCCGGCAGAACGGAAAGCCCUCUCAAUGUGAGUUAGUUAUGAGCAUGAUGAUUUGUGUUGUACAGUGGGGAAAAAAAGUAUUUAGUCAGCCAGUGAGAGGCCUGUAAUUUUCAUCAUAGGUACACGUCAACUAUGACAGACAAAUUGAGAAAAAAAUAUCCAGAAAAUCACAUUGUAGGAUUUUUAAUGAAUUUAUUUGCAAAUUAUGGUGGAAAAUAAGUAUUUGGUCACCUACAAACAAGCAAGAUUUCUGGCUCUCACAGACCUGUAACUUCUUCUUUAAGAGGCUCCUCUGUCCUCCACUCGUUACCUGUAUUAAUGGCACCUGUUUGAACUUGUUAUCAGUAUAAAAGACACCUGUCCACAACCUCAAACAGUCACACUCCAAACUCCACUAUGGCCAAGACCAAAGAGCUGUCAAAGGACACCAGAAACAAAAUUGUAGACCUGCACCAGGCUGGGAAGACUGAAUCUGCAAUAGGUAAGCAGCUUGGUUUGAAGAAAUCAACUGUGGGAGCAAUUAUUAGGAAAUGGAAGACAUACAAGACCACUGAUAAUCUCCCUCGAUCUGGGGCUCCACGCAAGAUCUCACCCCGUGGGGUCAAAAUGAUCACAAGAACGGUGAGCAAAAAUCCCAGAACCACACGGGGGGACCUAGUGAAUGACCUGCAGAGAGCUGGGACCAAAGUAACAAAGCCUACCAUCAGUAACACACUACGCCGCCAGGGAAUCAAAUCCUGCAGUGCGAGACGUGUCCCCCUGCUUAAGCCAGUACAUGUCCAGGCCCGUCUGACGUUUGCUAGAGUGCAUUUGGAUGAUCCAGAAGAGGAUUGGGAGAAUGUCAUAUGGUCAGAUGAAACCAAAAUAUAACUUUUUGGUAAAAACUCAACUCGUCGUGUUUGGAGGACAAAGAAUGCUGAGUUGCAUCCAAAGAACACCAUACCUACUGUGAAGCAUGGGGGUGGAAACAUCAUGCUUUGGGGCUGUUUUUCUGCAAAGGGACCAGGACGACUGAUCCGUGUAAAGGAAAGAAUGAAUGGGGUCAUGUAUCGUGAGAUUUUGAGUGAAAACCUCCUUCCAUCAGCAAGGGCAUUGAAGAUGAAACGUGGCUGGGUCUUUCAGCAUGACAAUGAUCCCAAACACACCGCCCGGGCAACGAAGGAGUGGCUUCGUAAGAAGCAUUUCAAGGUCCUGGAGUGGCCUAGCCAGUCUCCAGAUCUCAACCCCAUAGAAAAUCUUUGGAAGGAGUUGAAAGUCCGUGUUGCCCAGCGACAGCCCCAAAACAUCACUGCUCUAGAGGAGAUCUGCAUGGAGGAAUGGGCCAAAAUACCAGCAACAGUGUGUGAAAACCUUGUGAAGACUUACAGAAAACGUUUGACCUGUGUCAUUGCCAACAAAGGGUAUAUAACAAAGUAUUGAGAAACUUUAGUUAUUGACCAAAUACUUAUUUUCCACCAUAAUUUGCAAAUAAAUUCAUUAAAAAUCCUACAAUGUGAUUUUCUGGAGAAAAAAAAUCUCAUUUUGUCUGUCAUAGUUGACGUGUACCUAUGAUGAAAAUUACAGGCCUCUCUCAUCUUUUUAAGUGGGAGAACUUGCACAAUUGGUGGCUGACUAAAUACUUUUUUUCCCCACUGUAUAUUGAUAUGUCAUUUAGCAGACGCUUUUAUCAGAAGCGACUUACAGUAGUGGGUGCAUACAUUUUCAUAUGGGUGGCCCCAGCGGGAAUCGAACCCACAAUCCUGACGUUGCAAGUGCCAUGCUCUAUCAACUACACACAGCACAGUAAUAUAUAAAUGACUAGAACUGAUCAGAACAACCUUUGACCUCAGGCCCAGGCACCUGUGAGGUGAGGUCGAGGCGUCUCCUCCACGGCAUCGGGGAGCGCUCCCCCCCUCAGUGCUCGGCCGACGGCUCCUUCCUGUCCGUGCAGUGCAAGUUUGUCAACACCACUGACAGGAUGGUCUUGGACCUGCUGCACACUUUCAACAGGUGAGUGUCUGGGAGGGAAAUAUAUGCACUCUAAGUUUGCGCCCCAAAUGGCACCCUAUUCCAUAUGUAUAGUGCACUACUUUUGACCAGGGUCCAUAGGGAUCUUGUCAAAAGUAGUGCACUAUAUCAGGGGAAUAGGGUGCCAUUUGAGACGCUGACAUUAACUGUAAGACCGUUGGAAUCUCAUCCUUCAGUUUAUGUUGAAGGUGUGAGACCUAGCCCUCAAUCACUCACUCACACAAACACACUGCUGGGGUUUACUUUGACCUGGCUGCCUAUUGGCAUCCUGUGUGUGAGUGAGACAGGUUUUGAACAAAGCAAUUUCUAGUAUCUGCCUCUAGAUGGCAGCUGAGCGUAAUGCUUAGGCCUGUGGACAGGAUUUAGACCGAUGACGAGCUGGCAGGAGAACUGGGAGACCAAAUUCACUUUAUUUUCCCUCCUCGCUCUACAUUUCUAACCUGGUGUUAUCCUAUUCUUGUGUAUGGUAACUGGAAUGUGUUAUGAAAAAUGGAGAUGCUUGGUCUCUAGGGAACUUAUUGUAAAAUGCAGAAUUCACACAUUCAUUAGAAAUGUUUCACAGUGUCUAAAGUAAACAAUGUAGUCAUUCCAGAUGUUUCAGAUAAUAAUAAUAAUAAUCCACCAAUAUGUAAACUUUUCAUCUGGAAUGUGGGUUUGGACAAAUAGUUUUCACUCCUUCUGUUUAGUUAGCGCAGCUGCAACAAUUCCAACACUUACUACAGAGGCCUACACAAAAAUGUAUACUUUCAGACCUUGAAUUAUACUUUUAUAAUAAUAAUUUUGUCUUGUGUCUAUUUCUGGCUAGCAGAUGUUUUGACAUCCAUCUCUAGGCAACAAAUGGCACCAUAUUCCCUGCUUAGUGCGUGCAUGCCCGUGUCUGUCUGUGCGUGUAUGGGCAGGGUUCCAAGUUGACCCGGCUUGUGCAGUGAACUCUUUGCAUGAUCGGCCCCCAGCCUGGCCAAGACUGUCUCUGUUAUCACUCCUGUCUCCAGCCAAGUACAGCCAAGGGGUCAAGAGUUAAGUUGUUCCCGGUCCUCUAAAACCACUCAAAACUGGUCUUAACUGCCAGCCAGCCAGCAGGCAUUUAUCAAAUGACUCCAAGAUCAAAACCUUUUUAUAUUGACAAAUACACUGAAGGGAUGAUGGCGAUGACUUAGUACAUGAGCAAUGUAGAUUUCUGGGGCUUACUUUUACAAUCAAGGCAGGCACUCUUGGAGAGAGUAUUGCAUGUGGAUCAAUGUUGAAAGUUAAAGUAACACUGUCCGUCUUUGUGGAAGAGCUAACAACUGUUUGCAACUUGAAUCAGUUUGUCAUCUACAUUUACUGUGUAUUAUAGUAUUAUAAUUAGUAUUAUAAUUAGUAUUAUAGUGUUAUAGUAUUAUAAUUAGUAUUAUAGUGUACAGUCAUGUAUUUUACUGUUCUAGUAGCCUAUUUUAGACAGUGAAGUGACAAGAUGUGUGAUAUCUUCCACAGGUUCCCUAAAGUAUUCCAGACGUUCAGCAGCUUCAGACAGAUGUUCCCUGAGGUGUCCAGUUACUGUUUCUGUGCUGACAGCAGAGGCAGGGAGCUCCCCAGCACAGGUGAGAGAUACUACAUCAGCAGGUGACAUAUACACACACACACACACACUACAUUACUUACAAUAACUCUUAACUGGAUUUUCAUCAGGAAUCAGAAAUAUAUAUUUUUAAAUAACAGUGCUAUUAAACAGUGUGUGGAAGUAAAAUCAUUGUUUCCCCGUGUUCAGGUGUGGAGCUGCUGCUAGAUGAGGUGUAUGACACAGCCUUCUCAGGUCUGGAGCCAGGCCGCUCCUUCUCCCAGACCAACAUGUACCGCAUCCUACAGAGGAGAUUCCUGGCCAUCCAGCUGGCUGUGAGUGGCAGGUUCAGAUGUAAGUUAGUUUCCACCAUCAAUCUGACAUUAUUUCCGUCAGUGGUGAUUGGUGGCACUUUAAUUUGUAGGACGGGCUCAUAGCAAUGGCUGGAACAGAAUUUAAUUCCUGCUAUUAUUAGCAGCAGUCCUCCCCUAACCAGUCCUCCUCUGGUUUCCAUUGUAUUUAAUUGUCCCUCUCUCCCUCUGUCUGUCAUGGAGGCCCCAGCCCUUGUGAGAGCGAGUCAUCCGCUGAUGCCCAAGCUGGCAAUGUGUAUGUGCCAUCCUGUGAUGCCAAUGGUGGUUACGUGCCAACCCAGUGCCAGGCGAGUGGGCAGUGCUGGUGUGUGGACCCCACAGGGAAGGAGAUCUUUGGGACACGACAACAUGGAGGAUCCCCUGACUGUGGUAACUAAGUAACCAUUUUGUUGGAUUCAAAUAAUGCUUUGACCAUAAAGGGGUUCCAAACCAACAAUACAAUACCAUUGACUGUGCAGAUAGAGUGCACACCUCAAGAAUGUCCUGCUGAAUAAAAGUCUUAUCUGCCUCGUUUUGUAGUUUCAUUUCAGUCAAUUUGAUCUGCCUUUGGUUAUCAUGCUGUACACAGAAGACAUUAAAUAACAACAGUCAAUAUGUCCAUAAAAUUGUAGGCCUACAUAAAAUGUAUAGGAACAUGGCGUUUUUCCUCUACUGAACCCAGGUGCUGGAGUGAAGGACUGUCCCUCUGAGCGUCGCCAGGCCCUCUCCAGGCUCCUCUCUAGCCCCACAGGUCAGGUGACCUCAGCCCAGGACUCACAGACACACCCAGGCCCCCUGUCUCCCUGCAGCCCCCAACUCCAACAGCUCCUGCUGGGGUCUCUUACAGAGUCCCUUUCCGAGCGAUCCGAUGUAGGAGACAUCCUGGCUGAGAUGAUCCAGGGGAUGUUCCCUAGCGGGGCCAUGGCCCUCAAGGCCCUAGCUCUGUCCUCCAACCCCAAGAGACUCCAGGAGAACCUGUUCGGAGGAAAGUUCUUAGAAAACGCUGGGAUGUUCAACUUCACUGGGGCCGUCGGGGCCAGCGGCACGUUGAGUUUCAGUCAAGCCAGUCUGAAAAACAACCAAGAUCUAGUUAAGCUCGUCAGCACCACCCUAGAAAACAAAGUCUUCCUCUCCGCCCUACGCCAAACCGUCCUCUUAUCCAAAGCCGAGGACAGCACCCAGCUAGGUUAGUUUUUAAAUGAAUGCUUUUAAGUGCUGUCCUCUGGGGAUCCAAUGCACAUCUUACUGUAUUAGUUGUUUUCUACCCAAAUAAAUUAAAAUAAAUGAAAUUCAAUAGGUGAGCUCUUCAGGGUCCUGUUUGAGAGCGCCCAGUCCAGCAGCGGUGGUUGUGAGAGGGACCCCUCUGCCCUGUACGUGCCCAGCUGUGAUGACAACGGACAGUAUCAGGAGAUCCAGUGCCAAGGCUCAGAGUGUUGGUGUGUUGACCCCCAGGGUCAGGAGGUCACAGGGUCACGCUCCAAAGGUCAAAGGCCAAGGUGUCCGUCACGAUGCGAGAGGGAGCGAGCGGCUGCCCAGAAGGUAAUUACUUUAUGACACUCCCCCAGCACGUCUGUAAAUAACUACCGUACUGACUCUUCUCUCUGUGUUGUAUUUUAAAUAACUACCGUACUGACUCUUCUCUCUGUGUUGUAUUUUAAAUAACUACCGUACUGGCUCUUCUCUCUGUGUUGUAUUGUAAAUAACUACCGUACUGACUCUUCUCUCUGUGUUGUAUUGUAAAUAACUACCGUACUGACUCUUCUCUCUGUGUUGUAUUGUAAAUAACUACCGUACUGACUCUUCUCUCUGUGUUGUAUUGUAAAUAACUACCGUACUGACUCUUCUCUCUGUGUUGUAUUGUAAAUAACUACCGUACUGACUCUUCUCUCUGUGCUGUAUUGUACUUACUGUGUGUUUUUGUAUUGUAUCUUUAUUGAAUACUUUACAUUUUUGUUACGCUGUUUGUGCAGAGAGCUUGAGAGUAAGCGUUUCAUUGUACUGUACUGUGUAAACCUACGAUAUGCAAAUAAACUGAUUUGAUUUGAAGGUGAAGUCAGGCCAGGCUGCGGGGGUACAGGUGUUCAUGCCGAAGUGUGCGGAGGACGGGAGCUACGUGGCGUUGCAGUGUCUGGGAAAGAGUUGCUUCUGUCUGGACCUCCUGGGAGAGCGACACGCCACUAUCCCUGUAGGACAGACUGUUCAGUGUGAGUUGGCAGAUCCACCGCUCAUCAGACACAGAGUUAGCGUAGUCCUGGACUAAAAAGCAUUUCCAUGGAGAUUGAAAUUGCUUCUUAGUUCAAGACCAGGUUUAAUCUGUGUCCGGUAAACUGGCCCAUAGUGUACAGUCCAUCUAGCUGUAUUACCUUGUCCUGGUCCAAACUACUACAUUAUUAAGGUGUAAGGGUGCCCUGGUCCAAACUACUACAUUAUUAAGGUGUAAGGGUGCCCUGGUCCAAACUGCUACAUUAUUAAGGUGUAAGGGUGCCCUGGUCCAAACUGCUACAUUAUUAAGGUGUUAGGGUGCCCUGGUCCAAACUGCUACAUUAUUAAGGUGUUAGGGUGCCCCGGUCCAAACUACUACAUUAUUAAGGUGUUAGGAUGUCCUGGUCCAAACUGCUACAUUAUUAAGGUGUUAGGGUGCCCUGGUCCAAACUGCUACAUUAUUAAGGUGUUAGGGUGCCCUGGUCCAAACUGCUACAUUAUUAAGGUGUUAGGGUGCCCUGGUCCAAACUGCUACAUUAUUAAGGUGUUAGGGUGCCCUGGUCCAAACCGCUACAUUAUUAAGGUGUUAAGGUGCCCUGGUCCAAACUGCUACAUUAUUAAGGUGUAAGGGUGCCCUGGUCCAAACUGCUACAUUAUUAAGGUGUUAGGGUGCCCUGGUCCAAACUGCUACAUUAUUAAGGUGUUAGGAUGUCCUGGUCCAAACUGCUACAUUAUUAAGGUGUUAGGGUGCCCUGGUCCAAACUGCUACAUUAUUAAGGUGUUAGGGUGCCCUGGUCCAAACUGCUACAUUAUUAAGGUGUUAGGGUGCCCUGGUCCAAACUGCUACAUUAUUAAGGUGUUAGGGUGCCCUGGUCCAAACUGCUACAUUAUUAAGGUGUUAGGGUGCCCUGGUCCAAACUGCUACAUUAUUAAGGUGUUAAGGUGCCCUGGUCCAAACUGCUACAUUAUUAAGGUGUUAGGGUGCCCUGGUCUAAACUACUGCAUUGUUAAGGGGGUAGGGUGCCAUUUGAGACGUAAUAAUUGUUUUAGCUAUUCCUCUGUCUCCAGGUCCUUCCCCUCUCUCUCCCCUUCCCUCCCCAGGGCCAGCUCCAGGCUCCUGUUCCCUGGCGGUGGCUGAGGUGGACCAGUUCCAGGAGGAGGCUAAGCGUCUGGUCCUCCUCUCCAACAGCUCCCACGUCCCUCUGGGCUACAGGUAACCCUGAAGAAGACACAGUGUGCUGAGACCUGGGUGUUUACCCAUCACAUUAUUGAACCAUGUAUAGAGUGUGACUAUCUUUAUUUAUUAUUAUAAUAAUACUACAUUUGUAUUUAAAGCGCCUUACAUUUAAAAUAAAUAAAUAAAUAAGGACACUGUUUUCUACUGGAUGUUCUCCUCUGGGGUACAGCUACCUGCUGGCUGAAGGCCUUCGUCUGACCUCUGACGAGCUACUGCACGCCCUCUCCUCCUCCGACCAGACCAUGCUGCUCUCUGAUAGGCUGCUGAGCCACUCCCACUCUGCUCUACGACUGGCUGCCCACUCCAGUAUGUUUGGUGUGAUGUCAUAUCCUCUGGAUAUGAUGUCAUAUCCUUCUCUGCGUGAUGUGUUCCAUUACUUGUUUCUUUCCAUGCCAAGAGUUAACUACGAAAGAGUGUUAGAUGGCUACUGUUGUAAUAUUUAGUGUCAUCUCAACGUCAUAGUUUCUCUAUGUGAUUACUUUGUUUUGUUGUAUUUUCUCCCCAGCCCUGCAGUUCUAUUGGCAGAGCCAGCAGGCAGCAUCUGUGAAGGAGAGACAGUCUCUACUGCUGGGCUACCAGCCCUACAGGCCCCAGUGUGAUGCCCACAGACAGUGGCUGCCCACCCAGUGCCACCCCAGCACAGGUCAGAGUCACACCUCCAACUUCCAACCCAGCUCUGCAUUGUAACUGUAGUAGUGGUGGUAGUGUAAUACAGGCCUCAGUACAGGUCAUUAUACCUUCUCCAGACCCUUCUAGAAGGAGACCUCUCUUAAUCAGCAGCGUCUCAUUGUUUCUUCACUCAUAAUAUGUUGGUUGGAAACAGAUAAGACAAAUGAAGUAGCUACAGUAGUGUUGUAUUGACUGUGUUGGUAAUGUAGCUUCUGUAGUGUUGUAUUGACUGUGUUGGUAAUGUAGCUUCUGUAGUGUUGUAUUGACUGUGUUGGUAAUGUAGCUUCUGUAGUGUUGUAUUGACUGUGUUGGUAAUGUAGCUUCUGUAGUGUUGUAUUGACUGUGUUGGUAAUGUAGCUACAGUAGUGUUGUAUUGACUGAGUUGGUAAUGUAGCUACAGUACUGUUGUAUUGACUGAGUUGGAACUGUAGCUACAGUACUGUUGUAUUGACUGUGUUGGUAAUGUAGCUACAGUAGUGUUAUAUUGACUGAGUUGGUAAUGUAGCUUCUGUAGUGUUGUAUUGACUGAGUUGGUAAUGUAGCUACAGUACUGUUGUAUUGACUGAGUUGGAACUGUAGCUACAGUACUGUUGUAUUGACUGUGUUGGUAAUGUAGCUACAGUAGUGUUAUAUUGACUGAGUUGGUAAUGUAGCUUCUGUAGUGUUGUAUUGACUGUGUUGGUAAUGUAGCUACAGUAGUAUUAUAUUGACUGAGUUGGUAAUGUAGCUUCUGUAGUGUUGUAUUGACUGUGUUGGUAAUGUAGCUACAGUAGUAUUAUAUUGACUGUGUUGGAACUGUAGCUACAGUAGUAUUAUAUUGAAUGUGUUGGAACUGUAGCUUCUGUAGUGUUGUAUUGACUGAGUUGGUAAUGUAGCUACAGUAGUAUUAUAUUGACUGAGUUGGUAAUGUAGCUUCUGUAGUGUUGUAUUGACUGAGUUGGUAAUGUAGCUACAGUAGUAUUAUAUUGACUGAGUUGGUAAUGUAGCUACAGUAGUAUUAUAUUGACUGAGUUGGUAAUGUAGCUUCUGUAGUGUUGUAUUGACUGUGUUGGUAAUGUAGCUACAGUAGGAUUAUAUUGACUGUGUUGGAACUGUAGCUACAGUACUGUUGUAUUGACUGUGUUGGAACUGUAGCUACAGUAGUGUUGUAUUGACUGUGUUGGAACUGUAGCUACAGUAGUGUUGUAUUGACUGUGUUGGAACUGUAGCUACAGUAGUGUUGUAUUGACUGUGUUGGAACUGUAGCUAAGUAGUGUUGUAUUGACUGAGUUGGUAAUGUAGCUAUAUUACUGUUAUAUUGACUGAGUUGGUAAUGUAGCUACAGUAGUGUUGUAUUGACUGUGUUGGUAAUGUAGCUACAGUACUGUUGUAUUGACUGAGUUGGUAAUGUAGCUACAGUAGUGUUGUAUUGACUGUGUUGGUAAUGUAGCUACAGUACUGUUGUAUUGACUGAGUUGGUAAUGUAGCUACAGUAGUGUUGUAUUGACUGUGUUGGAACUGUCUGCAGGUCAUUGCUGGUGUGUGGAUGGGGAAGGAGGAUAUAUCCCAGGAUCCCUGACCAGUCGCUCCCUGCAGAGACCACAGUGUAAGACAGGACAUUUUAUAGUUUCUCACUGACUUUCAUUUUUCUGUAUGUAAGGAUAGCCCUCCUCCAAUCUGCUUUUGUCAGUGUUGAAUGAUUUUAGUUGUUUUCUGGGAAUCUCCUCUCCUCUUCCAGGCCAGACCCGGUGUCAGAGAGCUCAGGCUCAGGCUCUGCUCUCUGAUUGGACACAGUCCUCCUACGACCCGACUUGUGAAGUGGUGAGAAUCCUCUCCAGAAUGUUGAGCAUAAAUAUAAUGAAAUGAUUUAGUUUUGUUCAUAAUUCUGCUCUGUCGUUAUCCUCCUUGCUGUAACUUCUGUCUGUGUCUUUCAGAGGGAUUGGUAUAAAGCAGAUUUCCUGUUUCUAUUGGACAAUAAAGUAUUCUUCUAUUCUUCUGUAUCUACAGUAUGUGUCCUUAGUAACAGUGGUUGUGGUGCUGUCUGUGUGUUUCCAGAGUGGCCAGUUCUCUGUGCUCCAGAAGGGGUCUUCAGGUGGAGGUGGAGCCCAGUGUGUCAGUCCUGUGUCUGGGGAAACCAUCCAGCCUGCUACCCUGAGCCCAACUGGAUACCUCACAUGUACUGACAUGUUUAAUACACUCCACUUAUAACAACCAACGCAUAUAAGAAUCAAUCACUUAGUGGUCCGUCAAUUUUGGGACAGACAUAUUCAUAUACUUUACUUUUUAAGAAAUAUCAUUUCAUUUUAUAACACAUUGUAUAUCAAGUCCAUCUGAAGGACUCAACUAUUUCACAUCUUGUUUGCUGUCUGCAAUUUGCUAAAUAAAAACGUUGAACAUGUGAAAAUAGAACGGUAUUAUUUUAAAACCCAUCUCCCCCUCUGUCCCCCAUGUGGCUCUCUAGGUCCUAGCUGGUGCCAGUUGUUAAAAGACAGCGGUCAGUCUGUGGUGGGUUAUGAGCCGGCGUGCCAGGUGGAUGGAAGGCUGUUCUCCCCGCUGCAGUGUGACCAGACAGACUGCUGGUGUGUGUCUCAGACAGACGGACAGGAGCUGCCUCAAACCAGGACCCCACGCAGCAUGGGGAAGACCCCAGCCUGUGACAGUAAGUUUGGGGUAAAUGUACUGGAUGUUUAAAGAUGGCUAUAAGCGGGUUUUGUAAAUACACUGUACAUAAGCACACACACACACACAGGAAAGAGUUUAGUUGGCCCAUAACAAUAUCCCAUCUGUUACCAAAAGCUUAUUCUAGCUGUACAAAUAGAAAGACAAACACUUCAUAUAAAAAGUCACUAUUUAUUUACGCAUCUCAGUAAAACUUUGUCUUCCGUCUAUUUACCUGUAUUCGCUCUGUCUCCAGGUCCCCAGUGUCCCUCUCCGUUCUCGGACAUCAUCGUUACCCACGGUGACGUGGUCUGUCGCUCUGACGUGAUUGGUGGCCAGCAGAACUGUGACCUCAUCUGUCACCUGGGUUACGAAAGCACCCUUCCUGUUAACAUGCAGUUACUGUGUGACGUGGCGACCAGAGCCUGGGUGACAGAGGCCCCACUUCCUCAAGCCUGCCAGAGUAACUAACCACACACCACUUCAAACAAACCCCCCAUAUUCUGUCCGGCUGGCUCUCCCUCUCUCUGGCUCUGUAGAGUACAGAUGUUUUAUUAUCCCUAAAAUGCUAUUUGUGUAUAUCUGUCUCUCUCUCUCUCCCUCUCUCUCUAUCUGUCUCUCUCUAUCUUACGUUCUCUCUCCCUCUCUCUUGUUCUCUCUCUCUCCGAGUGUAUCUCUGGCUCUCUCUCAAUUUCUGAAUAUUCAAACCGUAUUGGGACUUCUGGUUUGCCUAGGAAAUUCUCCCAAGCUUCCUGUUAAAAGCAUAUUAGAAGUAACUUGUGCCAAGCUUCACAUGAUCUAAUUUAGCAGAUGUGCAUUUAUCACAGUGUGUAGUCUAGCACAGAAUGGCCAGACCUCCUGUCUGAAAAACAGGGUAAUAUGACGAAUGCUCACUGGAGUUGACAUGCAGACAUAACAGUCAUAGACUAUCUAGUAGUGAAAAUGUCCAUCAAGGCUUUACAUUUACAUUUACGUCAUUUAGCAGACGCUCUUAUCCAGAGCGACUUACAAAUAGGUGCAUUCACCUUAUAGCCAGUGGGAUAACCACUUUACAAUGUUAUUUUAAAAAAAAAAAUGGGGGGGGGGGGGGUGGGGGGUUGGAUUAAAGGGGGGGGGGGGGGGGGGGGGGGGGGGGUAGAAGGAUUCCUUUAUCCUAUCCCAGGUAUUCCUUAAAGAGGUGGGGUUUCAAAUGUCUCCGGAAGGUGGUGAGUGACUCCGCUGUCCUGGCGUCGUGAGGGAGCUUGUUCCACCAUUGGGGUGCCAGAGCAGCGAACAGUUUUGACUGGGCUGAGCGGGAACUAUGCUUCCGCAGAGGUAGGGGAGCCAGCAGGCCAGAGGUGGAUGAACGCAGUGCCCUCGUUUGGGUGUAGGGACUGAUCAGAGCCUGAAGGUACGGAGGUGCCGUCCCCUCACAGCUCCGUAGGCAAGCACCAUGGUCUUGUAGCAGAUGCGAGCUUCAACUGGAAGCCAGUGGAGUGUGCAGAGGAGCGGGGUGACGUGAGAGAACUUGGGAAGGUUGAGCACCAGACGGGCUGCGGCAUUCUGGAUGAGUUGUAGGGGUUUAAUGGCACAGGCAGGGAGCCCAGCCAACAGCGAGUUGCAGUAAUCCAGACGGGAGAUGACAAGUGCCUGGAUUAGGACCUGUGCCGCUUCCUGUGUAAGGCAGGGUCGUACUCUCCAAAUGUUGUAGAGCAUGAACCUACAGGAUCGGGUCACCGCCUUGAUGUUAGCGGAGAACGACAGGGUGUUGUCCAGGGUCACGCCAAGGCUCUUCGCACUCUGGGAGGAGGACACAACGGAGUUGUCAACCGUGAUGGCGAGAUCAUGGAACGGGCAGUCCUUCCCCGGGAGGAAGAGCAGCUCCGUCUUGCCGAGGUUCAGCUUGAGGUGGUGAUCCGUCAUCCAUACUGAUAUGUCUGCCAGACAUGCAGAGAUGCGAUUCGCCACCUGGUUAUCAGAAGGGGGAAAGGAGAAGAUUAGUUGUGUGUCGUCAGCGUAGCAAUGAUAGGAGAGGCCAUGUGAGGAUAUGACAGAGCCAAGUGACUUGGUGUAUAGCGAGAAUAGGAGAGGGCCUAGAACUGAGCCCUGGGGGACACCAGUGGUGAGAGCACGUGGUGCGGAGACAGCUUCUCGCCACGCCACUUGGUAGGAGCGACCGGUCAGGUAGGAUGCAAUCCAAGAGUGAGCCGCGCCGGAGAUGCCCAGCUCGGAGAGGGUGGAGAGGAGGAUCUGAUGGUUCACAGUAUCAAAGGCAGCAGACAGGUCUAGAAGGACAAGAGCAGAGGAGAGAGAGUUAGCUUUAGCAGUGCGGAGAGCCUCUGUGACACAGAGAAGAGCAGUCUCAGUUGAAUGACCAGUCUUGAAACCUGACUGGUUUGGAUCAAGAAGGUCAUUCUGAGAGAGAUAGCAAGAGAGUUGGCUAAAGAUGGCACGCUCAAUAGUUUUGGAGAGAAAAGAAAGAAGGGAUACUGGUCUGUAGUUGUUGACAUCGGAGGGAUCGAGUGUUGGUUUUUGAGAAGGGGUGCAACUCUCGCUCUCUUGAAGACGGAAGGGACAUAGCCAGCGGUCAAGGAUGAGUUGAUCAGCGAGGUGAGGUAAGGGAGAAGGUCACCGGAGAUGGUCUGGAGAAGAGAGGAGGGGAUAGGGUCAAGCGGGCAGGUUGUUGGGCGGCCUGCCGUCACAAGUCGCAAGAUUUUAUCUGGAGAGAGAGGGGAGAAAGAAGUCAAAGCAUAGGGUAGGGCAGUGUGAGCAGGACCAGUAGUGUCAUUUGACUUAACAAACGAGGAUCGGAUGUCGUCAACCUUCUUUUCAAAAUGGUUGACGAAGUCAUCCACAGAGAGGGAGGAGGGGGGGUGGGGAUUCAGCAGGGAGGAGAAUGUGGCAAAGAGCUUCCUAGGGUUAGAGGCGGAUGCUUGGAAUUUAGAGUGGUAGAAAGUGGCCUUAGCAGCAGAAACAGAUGAAGAAAAUGUAGAGAGGAGGGAGUGAAAAGAUGCCAGGUCUGCAGGGAGUCUAGUUUUCUUCCAUUUCCGCUCAGCUGCCCGGAGCUCUGUUCUGUGAGCUCGCAAUGAGUCAUCAAGCCACGGAGCUGGAGGGGAGGACCGAGCCGGCCGGGAGGAUAGGGGACAUAGAGAGUCAAAGGAUGCAGAAAGGGAGGAGAGGAGGGUUGAGGAGGCAGAAUCAGGAGAUUGGAGGGAGAAGGAUUGAGCAGAGGGAAGAGAUGAUAGGAUGGAAGAGGAGAGAGUAGCGGGAGAGAGAGAGCGAAGGUUGCGACGGCGCAUUACCAUCUGUGUAGGGGCAGAGUGAGUAGUGUUGGAGGAGAGGGAGAGAGAAAAGGAUACAAAGUAGUGGUCGGAGACUUGGAGGGGAGUUGCAGUGAGAUUAGUAGAAGAACAGCAUCUAGUAAAGAUGAGGUCAAGCGUAUUGCCUGCCUUGUGAGUAGGGGGGGACGGUGAGAGGGUGAGGUCAAAAGAUGAGAGGAGUGGAAAGAAGGAGGCAGAGAGAAAUGAGUCAAAUGUAGACGUAGGGAGGUUGAAAUCCCCCAGAACUGUGAGGGGUGAGCCAUCCUCAGGAAAGGAACUUAUCAAGGCGUCAAGCUCAUUGAUGAACUCUCCAAGGGAACCUGGAGGGCGAUAGAUGACAAGGAUAUUAAGCUUAAAUGGGCUAGUGACUGUGACAGCAUGUAAUUCAAAUGAGGAGAUAGACAGAUGGGUCAGGGGAAUAAUUGAGAAUGUCCACUUGGGAGAGAUGAGGAUUCCUGUGCCACCACCCCGCUGACCAGAUGCUCUCGGGGUAUGCGAGAACACAUGGUCAGACGAGGAGAGAGCAGCAGGAGUAGCAGUGUUUUCAGUGGUAAUCCAUGUUUCCGUCAGCGCCAAGAAGUCGAGGGACUGGAGGGUAGCAUAGGCUGGGAUGAAGUCUGCCUUGUUGGCAGCAGAACGGCAGUUCCAGAGGCUGCCUGAGACCUGGAACUCCACGUGGGUCGUGCGUGCAGGGACCACCAGGUUAGAGAGGCAGCAGCCACGCGGUGUGAGGCGUUUGUGUAGCCUGUGCGGAGAGGAGAGAACAGGGAUAGGCAGAGGCAUAGUUGACAGGCUGCAGCAGAUGGCUACAAUAAUGCAGAGGAGAUCGGAAUAAAAUGAACUAAACAUCUGGGAAAGGAGAGAGCGGGGCCUCCCUCACCACAACUCCCAAAUAUAACUCUCCCAACUUCCACCUCAAACUAUAAUUGUUGUAAACUACAGCAGUUCAAUGUUUUCUAGGAAUAGACUAACCUAGUUUAUUCAGCUAGCUAACUAGGUGCAGUAUUAUUCCACGUCCGGGCACCUCGUCAUAAGACGCCACAGCCAACUAGCAUGCCGGUCUCCAGCAGCAGGGUUUAGCGCCAAUACUCAGCCACAACAACCACCAGUGUAUCAACACACAAGCAGAUCUUUCGUGUCCGUGUCUAACGUUGUGGGUUAGUCCCGACAGCUUGAGCGAGUCCGUCGUCAACUUAUUCAGCCAGUUAGUUAGCUAGAAUAGUUAGCAAACUAGCUAGCCAUUGCUUUCAGACAAAGAAGAACCCCUCCUUUCACGGCACGAACACACAGAGAGAGCCAAACUAACGUUAACUAGUCACCCAUGUCCCGAAUUCCUUGAGCGACUCGGGCUAUCAAUAUGUAAAAAACAAAACACAAGUGUAGGUUAUGACUUACCCCUAGCAGCUACUGUUAGCUAGCCAAGUGCAAAGCUAGCCACUGAAUUGACUCAGCCAGUUCGCGUCUGUUCGCUCGGUCGUUCCAGCUAUUGUUUACAAGUAGCUAUCCAGGUUGCAACAAGCUUGCUAAUUUUCAAGCACAGUAGCCACUUGCUACCUAACGUUAACGGUUCAGACAAUGAGGUUAGAAAACAGCUGAAUGGUAGGCAGUUAUUGUAUGUAAUUAUUGUAGGCAGCCAGCUGGCGUAAUUACAGGCACUCUCAGGCGUGAAACAACUAUACCGUUGCUAAUAGCUACUCGCCAGCUAGUCCAGGUGGUGAGUUAGCUAGCUAGCUAGCUUCGUGCUACACCCGGCACCGCCGAAUACAAUACGAACCUACAAUAAUUACAUACAACAACUACCUACAACAACCCACGAUACCUACCUACAAUACCUAACUACAAUCUAAAUACAUAGUUUAAGCCUUACUCGACAAAGCCCAAGCUAUGUAUAAAGCCAAACUUACCCGACGCCAAGCCUAGCUUACCCGACGACCUCCUCCCAGCUCAGCUAGACCUUCGACUCAGGGUUAUAUUUAUCGUGACUUGGCUGAUUUGAGUGUAUGUUAAAGGGAAGUUGUUUUGGGUGUGCUCCCUCAGUGUUCGGUUGUUGCUCAUGUCUGACUGUUUACGUCUCUCUUGGACUAAUGAUGCUUCACACUGUAAUCAGUGCUGUGUACAGUUUGAUGGAAUCACUACGUGUGUGGGGCAGGGCUUUAGUGUCUAGACUUCAUGAUGUCAUGUCUCUGCCUGUCUCUAUGUGUCUGUGUUCCAGGACUUCAGGUGCUGCAGACCGUCCAGACCUCUGUGGUGCUCCAGCUCGCCCUGACUCCGGGUCAGGAACCCUGCAGAUCCUCCCUUCACUCCAGCCUGCAGAUCUCUCUGCUCCACGACAUGAGGGCCAAGGGCCUCUGCAGCCUGCAGGUUGGUGUGUUUGUGUGUCUGUGAGUGUGUGUGUGUGUGUGUCCCAAUGUCUGCCAUCUACUGUUGCAAUAACAGAUAGUGAAAACCAUGUGCAACUUGCUUUGAAUGGAAAGGUGCCUGCAGGUCAUAUUCCAGUACCACAGAACCUGAACUAAUGCAAAACAUAUGCUGUUAGAAAAAAACAAGUACGUUAACUAUAGAUUUAUUCAUAAGCACUAUAAACCCUCUAGCAGAUAUACAUGCAUGAUUGAUUGAUUUAAUAAUAUGCACUGUAUUGAUUUGCAUAUGACAGUUUUAUACUACAGCUAGUUGUCUAUAGUUGGCUAAGUAAGCCUUGUCCGAGCCAGAACUGUAGCGCAAGGCAGCUUGGUGCACAAGUACACCCACUGGACAGGACGCUAGUUGGCUAGCUAAAGAUGGAGGAUCUUAAUUUGAGCCAGUUUGCUACAGCAGGAAAAUAGUCCUGCAGCAACAGGAAAUAUGAAUUAUUAUGUGUAUUAUAAUUAAUGAGCAUUUUUGUAGGUUUUGAUAUAUUUUUCAUAAGGGAAAAUUAAGUCUGAAAGUGGAAAUUUCAAACUUCAGAAGCCUUUUUAAACCUCAAAUACUCUACACGUUUAAAAUGUCCUGCAUUGCAGGAAAGUUCUCCUGCAACAGGGAGAUUCAAUUAAGAUCCUACAUCUGUACAGGUUGGCUGACUACUGUGUCUCUCCUGUUCUAGCUGACCUUCAGCUCUGUGUCAGUGUGUGAUGAGUCGUCUGUCUCUGUGGAGUGUGUGGGGGAGGAAAGUCUCAGUGUUCAGGUCAGCUGGAAGGCUCUUCUCUCAGACCUUCCUGUCUCUGCUCUGCCUGACCUGCAUGAUGUAGGUAAGGAGCACAGACAAUAUUUAUCAAAUAUUUCUCAAUGAAAGCCGCAAAUACUGUCUCACACCCCUUAAAUAUGUCUCAAAACUAGUUUAUGCAUUUUAAACUUUGACUUUGUCAAGUGUGUGUAUAUUUUAUUGGAGGUGUGCCAAAGCGCCUUUUCAUGUUUCAUUUAAUUGUAAAACAGAAGUAUUUGUGGAUUGUAAGUCAUUAGUGAAUCAUCUAUUUCCAGAUGUGGUGCUCAGUAAGGACAGGCUGUUGGAUGGGCUGCUAGGCCUGAUGGGUAGUGAGCCCUACCGCUCCCUCUUGACCUCUGAACCCAGAGUCCUCUCUACCUCAGCACCCGGCUUCGGCUGCUCCCAUGGCUACCAGCGUGUUGGGACAGGAUGUGGUACGUCCUUAUUACCUUUCCCACUAAAACACAACCUAGCCUGAACUACUGUGUAUCAGGGAGAUCAAUCAAACAGUUCAUAUGAAAUAAAACUGCAUACUUACUGAUUUGCUAAAAAUCACUACCCUCUUGACAGCAUUAUUAAUAACUGAAUUUAUACCACACACUCUUUUCUUCCUCCUCUCUCUCCCUCUCUCACUCUCCCUCCCUUUUUCCCUCUCUCCCUCUCGCUCUCUCUCUCUCCUCUCCCUCGCUCUCUCUCGCUCUCUCUCUCUCCCGCUCCCUCGCUCUCUCCCGCUCUCUCGCUCUCCUUCGCUCUCUCCCUCUCUCUCGCUCUCUCCCUCGCUCUCUCUCGCUCCCUCGCUCUCUCUCGCUCUCUCUCCCGCUCCCUCGCUCUCUCUCGCUCUCUCUCCCGCUCCCUCUCGCUCUCUCUCCCGCUCCCUCGCUCUCUCUCGCUCUCUCUCCCGCUCCCUCUCGCUCUCUCUCUCUCUCCCUCUCUCUCUCUCUCUCUCUCUCUCUCUCUCUCUCUCUCUCUCUCUCUCUCUCUCUCUCUCUCUCUCUCUCUCUCUCUCUCUCUCUUCUCUCUUCCCCCCCCCCCCCCCCCCCCCCCCCUCCCAUAGUGGUGUGUCCUGCGGGUACAUUUUCCAGUGGAGGUGUUUGUUCUCCCUGUCCUCAGGGCUCCUACCAAGACCAGGAGGGGACAGACUUCUGUACCAUGUGUCCUAAAGGCACCUCCGCAAACGGAGCCUCCAUUGCCACACACUGUGAGUGAGGAGAUGGGAAACAUGGAACACUUUGGGUUCCUUAUUAACACUCGCUUUCUGUUGCUCAGCUCACCCGGUGUUAGAGAGGAUUGGGGGAGUAUAUUUGACUUUAUUAUUAUGUAGAUCUAUGAUAUUUAUUAAGGUCUAGGACCAUCGUCCUAUCCCCUAACAUAGGCAGCAUAACUGCUCAAUUCACUACUGUUGUGUAUAUGUGUGUUUUGUAAUGUCCAGGUUUGACAGAGUGCCAGCGCAGUGGCCUGAGGUGUUCAGAGGGAGGGGACUUCCUGUCAGCCCAGCAGGACAUCCAGACCAGGAGGUGGCGCUGUGUGACGUCCAGCGGAGAGCAGCUGGAGUGGACAACCUCUGGCCAGCCUCUGUCUGAGGGAGAAUGUUCCGGUACGGUCUGGGCCAGCGUUUUAAGAACAAGGUGUAUCUUGUAUUGCUGCCCCAGAAAGUUCAUGUAUUGUCUCUGUGGACUGGAAACAAACAAUAGUUUGAGCAUGAAGGUCUUAGUCAGGUGACUCUGGUCUAUUUGAGCUAUUUUUAUGGACCAGUGUUUUAACACAUGGCUGAAACAUCAACAGAUACCUGAGUCACACUGUAUGCAUCCCAAAUGGCACCCUCUAUUUCCUAUGUAGUGCACUACUUUUGACCAGGGCCCAUUGGGCUGUGGUCAAAAGUAGUGUACUGUAUAGGAAAUAGGGUGCCAGUUGGAGCACUUCCUGUGAUUCAGGUUCUGUCUCAGGAUCCCUAUAGAGAGACUAAACCUAAGAAUUAUGCUCAACAAUGUUAUUAGGAUUUUAAGCACUGACAACUGAGGUUGAGUGUUUGUUUUUUAAACUUGUGUGUGACCUCUGUCAGUCAAGAGUUCAAAGUUGCAUCCUUUCUUGUACUUUUUAUUCAAAAAAAAACUAAAUGGAACAGAUGGUCCAACUCAUUUUACUCCAAGUGCUAUAUUUAUACAGUACACGAAUGACUGAAGUGCUAGAGCAAUGUCAAGUUGUUGUGUAAGCAAGAGUUUGGCUAUUUUUGUGUGUCAAGCCACAUUCAUUUCUUGGACUUCAGUUGUUGUCAUAAUAUUUCCCUUUCUCCUUUUCAGUUCUGGGGAGGUUUGAGACAGUUCCCAGAUCAGCGUUCUCUCUAGCAGCAGAAGACUAUGUUGUCCUCAGCUCAGAGACAUCAGACAUGGCCAUGGAGAACCAACUCAGGACGUGUGUGUCAGGUGAGGUCACUGUGAAAAGUUGAUAUAAAAAAUAAAAAAAAUGUUACCUUUCCAUAAUAUAAGGAUGUGUCACAAAUGUCACCCGAUUCCCUGUAUAGUGUGCUACUUUUUACAACAGGCCUAUGGACACUGGUCAAAGGUCAUACACUAUACAGGGAUUCGGGUGCCAUUUCGGACGCACUACAAGUGUUUAUAUACCAAAACCACUAGUGUAAAACAUUGGUUAUGUUUGUGUCAAUCCCCAGCUUGUGCCCAGGUCCAGGCUUGUCUUUACGUUGUCCUAUACACAGAAGAAGGACAAACUCACUGUGAACUCUACAGCACCGACGCUGCUAACAUCCAGUGUGAAACCUCUGAGGAAGUAUGGACGUCCACAAUCUGUCUUUGUCUCCCACUACGCUAUGGGCUCGUCACAAAUGGCACCCUAUUUCUUAUAUAGUGCGCUAGAAAGGGUGUAGGGUACCAUUUGGGAAACAACCUAUGCUAUGUUAUUCAGUUCUACACAGUGCUUUCAUCAGGCAUCACCCACACUGCUGGCUCUGGACAACUGAUUCACACAACAGGAGAUAGAAGAGGUUCCAGGGUCAUUAGGGUUCAUCUAAUCAAAUGAGGAACAUGACUAUAAUCUCUCAGAAAUGUUGUUAUUGUAUUAUAGUAAAUUAUUCAUUCCAGAACAAAUCAACAACGAAAUUGACAUAAUAGGUUUGAUGUGUGGCGGCAGGUAGCUUAGUGGUUAAGAGCGUAGUGCCAGUAACCGAAAUGUCACUGGUUCUAAUCCCCGAGCCGACUAGGUGAAAAAUCUGUCGAUGUGCCCUUGAGCAAGGCACUUAACCCUAAUUGCUCCUGUAAGUCGCUCUGGAUAAGAGUGUCUGCUAAAUGACUAAAAAUGUAAAAAUGUAAAAUGUGUUCUAAACUGUUAGCUGUAACUGAAGUUGCAACUGCCGUUUCCAUUUGAUGUGUUAUAACUUUUUCAAGUGUCCCUUUCCUUGUGAUUCCCAGACCAAAGGGUUCCUGGGAAAUCCAGGUGCUGAUAUGUUCCAGAGCCUGAGCUGUUCUCUGAAGGUGAACGGGGCUGACAGACAGAACGUCACGGUCAUCAGGAAGAAAGGUUCAGUAUGAGCUUGCUGUCCUCUUAUAAAGUGACCACUGAAAUUCACAACGUCCAUCCACCUAUUUGCGCUCCCCUCUCUUAGCAGUCCAUGACGUCCUCUUUCUAACCCCCUCAAUAGAAUAAGGAAGUAAUCUACUGUACAAUCAGACAUGAAUCUAUUUGUUUUUUUCCUGCUUCAAAUGCAGCUGCUCUUACGGUAUAUUUCUCUACCAAACCAUGAGAAUCAGCCUCCCUCUGUGUCAUAGGUCAUGAAUUCACCACUAAGGCCCAGAAGACCUUUGAAAGGCUGAGUUUCCGUAAGGCCAGUUCUGGUGUGUACCGUACAAUGGUGUUUGCAGCUGAAGGAACCACUCUGACCGACGUCCAUAGUUUCUGUCAGGAUGAGUGUACCCGGAACACCUGCUGUGAUGGCUUCAUCCUCAACCAGAACGUUCUCAAUGGAGGUAAAAUGCUCUAGCCUGAAUGUCAAUUCCUUGUCAUGCCAAGACAUCAAUGGAGUGGACCAGAGCACAAACUGACCAAGCUAAAAAGGCUAUGCCAUAUGUGAAGACAGCAUCCAGAACCACGUUGUGUAAUGCUGCUUAGUGAGGAAGCAUAUAAUAUGCCAUUUAGCAGACGCUUUUAUCCAGGGGAUCGAACCCACUACCCUGGCGUUACAAGCGCCAUGCUCUACCAAUUGAGCUACAGAGGACCACCACUUAUAGAUGCACUUAUUGAUUUUUAGCCAAUUUCCAAUAGAUUGGAUAUUUAAGCAAUAAGGCCCGGGGGGGUGUAGUAUAUGGCCAUAUAUACCACGGCUAAGGGCUGUUCUUAGGGACGAUGCAACAUGGAGUGCCUGGACACAGCCCUUAGCCGUGGUAUAUUGGCCAUAUAUUACAAACCCCUGAGGUGCCUUAUUGCUAUUAUAAAAUGGUUACCAUCGUAAUUAGAGCAGUAAAAAUACAUAUUUUGUCAUACCCGUGUACGGUCUGAUAUACCACAGCUGUCUCUCUCUCUCUCUCUCUCUCUCUCUCUCUCUCUCUCUCUCUCUCUCUCUCUCUCUCUCUCUCUCGCUCUCUCGCUCUCUCUCUCUAUCUCUUCGUCCAGGUACCAUUAUGUGUGGUCUGCUGAGCUACCCAGACAUGUUGCUAUGCAGUGAGGCAGACUGGGACAUGUCUGGCCUGGCCAAGGCUAGCAGAAUCUGUGGGGCUGGAGUCACCUACAAUAAACUGCAGAAACAGUUCCUCUUUAACUUUGGAGGACAAGACUUCACCAUCAGUAAGGAUAUCUACCUAGACUAUUACCGUAAUAUUUAAGGACAGUUUCCCAGACACAGAUUUUAAGUCCUGGACUUAAAAGGAAGCUCAAUGAAGAAUCUCCAUUGGAGAAAAGACUAGGCAGGAAACCUGCCUGUACAGUAUAGGAUGAAUAGAUCAUCUUACUAUACUCUAUGUGGUUAUGAAGUGUUACUGUACUCUGCAACUAUGUGGUUAUAAAGUGUUACUCUACUCUGUAACUAUGUGGUUAUGAAGUGUUACUCUACUCUGUAACUAUGUGGUUAUGAAGUGUUACUCUACUCUGUAACUGUGGUUAUGAAGUGUUACUCUACUCUGUAACUGUGGUUAUGAAGUGAUUUAAUGGUCAGUAUGUUUCUCUUACAGCCGAUACAGCUCUGCCAACAUCAAGCAAGAACAAAACUGACUACCAGGCCACCAUUAUUGUGUUCCAAGGCAUUUACCUCUGGAAAGGUAUUAUACAUUUUAUUCCUUAUACAGAUGUAUAAAACAAUGUACAGUACCAGUCAGUACAAUUUUCUACUAUGAAAUAACACAAAUGGAAUCAUGUAGUAACCAAAAUAGUUUUCAACAAAUCAAAAUAUAUUUUAUAUUUCAGAUUCUUCAAAUAGCCACCCUUUGCCUUGAUGACAGCUUUGCACACUCUUGGCAUUUUCUUAACCAGCUUCAUGAGGAAUGCUUUUCCAACAGUCUUGAAGGAGUUCCCACAUAUGCUGAGCACUUGUUGGCUGCUUUUCCUUCACUCUGCGGUUCAACUCAUCCCAAACCAUCUCAAUUGGGUUGAGGUCGGGGAUUGUGGAGGCCAGGUCAUCUGAUGCAGAACUCCAUCACUCUCCUUCUUGGUCAAAUAGCCCUUACACAGCCUGGAGGUGUGUUUUGGGUCAUUGUCCUGUUGAAAAACAAAUGAUAGUCCCACUAAGCGCAAACCAGAUGGGAUGGCGUAUCGCUGCAGAACGCUGUGGUAGCCAUGCUGGUUAAGUGUGCCUUGAAUUCUAAAUAAAUCACAGACAGUGUCACCAGCAAAGCACCCCACACCAUCACACCUCCUCCUCCAUAAUUCACAGUGGGAACCACACAUGCAGAGAUAAUCCGUUCACGUACUGUCUCACAAAGACACGGCGGUUGGAACCAAAAAUCUCAAAUUUGGACUCAUCAGACCAAAGGACAGAUUUCCACCGGUCUAAUGUCCAUUGCUCGUGUUUCUUGGCCCAAGCAAGUCUCUUCUUAUUAUUGGUGUCCUUUAGUAGUGGUUUCUUUGCAGCAAUUCAACCAUGAAGGCCUGAUUCACGCAGUCUCCUCUGAACAGUUGAUGUUGAGAUGUGUCUGUUACUUGAACUCUGAAGCAUUUAUUUGGGCUGCAAUCUGAGGUACAGUUAAUUGCCGAUUUCUGAGGCUGGUAACUCUAAUGAACUUAUCCUCUGCAGCAGAGGUAACUCUGGGUCUUCCUUUCCUGUGGCGGUCGUCAUGUGAGCCAGUUUCAUCAUAGCGCUUGAUGGUUUUUGCGACUGCAGUUGAAGAAACUUUCAAAGUUCUUGAAGUUUUCCGUAUUGACUGACCUUCAUGUCUUAAAGUAAUGAUGGACUGUAGUUUCUCUUUGCUUAUUUGAGCUUUUCUUGUCAUAAUAUGGACUUGGUCUUUUACCAAAUAGGGCUAUCUUCUGUAUACCAACCCUACCUUGUCACAACACAACUGAUUGGCUCAAACGCAUUAAGAAAGAAAGAAAUUCCACAAAUUAACUUUUAAGAAGGCACACCUGUUAAUUGAAAUGCAUUCCAGGUGACUACCUCAUGAAGCUGGUUGAGAGAAUGCCAAGAGUGUGCAAAGCUGUCAUCAAUGCAAAGCGUGGCUAUUUGAAGAAUCUCAAAUAUAAAAUAUAUUUUGAUUUGUUUAACACUUUUUUGGUUACUAGAUGAUUCCAUAUGUGUUAUUUCAUGGUUUUGAUGUCUUCACUAUUAUUCUACAAUAUAGAAAAUAGUAAAAAAUUAAGAAAAACCCUUGAAUGAGUAAGUGUGUCCAAACUUUUGACUGGUACUGUACUUCUGAAUAAACAUUACUGGAUUGUCUUGACUUGUCUUGUUAUCCUUCUCACAUGCUAAAAUUAUCCAUAUUUCAGAGUCUGACAUGACCACUCGUUCCAAGACCUCCCCAGCCUGUAGCAGUGUCCUCCCACAACAAGCCCCCAAAGUCCUUCUGUCAGGUUAGUUUAGCCUUCUUAUCUCUACUAGAAUUAGGGACAAAACCUAAACUAACUUUCUGUCACAUCACAUAGAUGCAGUGAAGGAGACGUUUGUGUCCCUGGACAGCAGUGCUGUUGUUGUGGACUCUGAACGGGACAUCCCCAGCCUGCAAUACUGGAUCUUCAAACAUCAGUUCUCUGCACAGGAGGCUCAGCUGUGGUGUCUGAAACGUAGGAUAUAUCAGCUUCAUGUCUUGCCUGUUCCAAAAGCUAUUCACGUUGAAUUUCAUACACUGAACAUUGUAGUCGUUUUCCCACUACUAUCAUAUCGCCUUAAUCUUUAGCACGUCUAUAAUGUGAGUAUCAUGUGUUCGCUGUGUGUUUCAGGCUGUGAGGAGGAGGAGCUGUGUCACGUGGCUGAUGUGAGAGAUGAGAGCUCAGUGUACUUUACCUGCACACUGUACCCAGACACCCAGGUGUGUGGGGCCUACGACAAACCCCUGAGACAGGCCUGCAGCCCUGUGCUCCCCCAACAACCCCACACUGCUCACACCAAGAAGGGUGAGUCCUUAUAACUCCAGCAAGCCCACACCUCACACACCAAGGGCGGUGAGUCCACAGAGAUCCUAUUAAGGUUCUGUAAGUAAUUCUAUGGAUGAGUAUUUAUACUGUACAUAUGGGUUAAGGGAGGUUAGCCGAAGUACCCUGAAAGCAAAUUAAUGGUUAAUUUAAGAGCCUUCUAUUUAAAACAUUUAGAUAAAUUACGUCACUUUACUCAGUUAGAAAAACAGCUACGGACUUGAUAUACUACACAGGUUAUUAUCAAUCAAAAACUAUUAUCGAUCAUCUGAACAUGAAGCCCAACCAUUACUAGUGUUGUCGUCGCGUCCUUCCCCUCUACUUGAUAAUGACUGGUGAAGUUGGAAUCCCAGCAGCCUCGCUGUUUGUGAUUCUAGGCUUGUUUUGGUCUUGUUGUUCCUAGCAACAGGUCAACAGGCUGUAUAUCAGAAGUUAGGACGACUGCCACUGCUAUGCUCUGGGUGGGUCCCAAAUGGCACCCCAUUUCCUAUAUAGUGUACUACUUUUGACCAGAUCCCUAUGGGGCCUAAUCAAAAGUAGUGCACUUUAAAGGGAAUAGGGUGCCAUUUGAGACAGACUCUGUCUCUUAGAAGAGGGAACAGAGAGGAUGUUGUUAGAUCGGGGAGAUCACGCCUUUGAUCGAGAGAGAAAAAAGUCCUUAUUUAGGUUGCAUCCCAAAUGGCACCCUAUUCCCUAUAUAAUGCACUACUUUUGACCUGGGCUCAUAUGGCUCUCAUUAAAACUACUGCAUUAUGUACGGAAUAGAUUGCCAUUUGGGACACAGGCUUACACUUGAGCAGCUCUGCGGUUGAGAAAGUAGACCUGUGAGUAAUGACGGUAUCGUGAUCCUGCUCGGGCUCAAACGACAGCAGGCUGCCUUUCCAAGGUUACACAAACCAGGUUGUCCAUUUAGUUGCUGUUGAAAGGAACCACUCUUCUCUGUUGAGGGUACUGUCUCUUGCUGUUAUCUCUCAACUUGUGUGAAUUGGCAAGUUGACAAAAUACAGUUUUUAAGGUUUCCUGUCUGUGUUUAUGUGCAUAAUGCAUACCACUAACAGAGCAGCACCGACUUCUUCAGAAUUCUCUGUAUGUUUAGUAUGUUGUGCCGUAAGUGAGUCAUCUGUGUCAGACGCUGUGAUUCAAAUGGCACCCUAUUCCCUAUGUAGUGCACUACUUUGGACCAGAGCCCUGUGGCCAUUUGGGACACAUCCGAUGGUCCUACUGGUGGCCACAGGUAACCUGAGUGCACCGUUAAGUUAAAUACAGCCAUCAUAUAAUUGGCAUAUACAUUACUCUUACUGAAUUUCCACGUGGGCGAGGAUAUUGGAAAUUUAAUCAAAGCCUAUUGGAUGAUAAUUUAUUUUUAACUAGGACAAAGGAGUUUAUAACUGACUUUUUCCAACAUAACAUAGGUACAGCAAAUCCUCUUAUUGUAUGGGACGCCUUUAAAUGUGCCUUUAGAGGCCAUGCAAUUCAGUACUCAUCUCGAAAACAAAAGCAAUUUAGGUCAAAAGAGUCCAUACUAACAAAAUAAAUAGAAAGUCUAACAGAACAGAUAGAUGGCAAUAAAAACUGUAACAUAGAGGCUCAGAAUAAAUUAGAGGAAAAACAAAAAGAAAUGGAGAAACUUAUUCAAGAAAGAUCAAGUGUAAUAUACACUGCUCAAAAAAAUAAAGGGAACACUAAAAUAACACAUCCUAGAUCUGAAUGAAUGAAAUAAUCUUAUUAAAUACUUUUUUCUUUACAUAGUUGAAUGUGCUGACAACAAAAUCACACAAAAAUGAUCAAUGGAAAUCAAAUUUAUCAACCCAUGGAGGUCUGGAUUUGGAGUCACCCUCAAAAUUAAAGUGGAAAACCACACUACAAGCUGAUCCAACUUUGAUGUAAUGUCCUUAAAACAAGUCAAAAUGAGGCUCAGUAGUGUGUGUGGCCUCCACGUGCCUGUAUGACCUCCCUACAACGCCUGGGCAUGCUCCUGAUGAGGUGGCGGAUGGUCUCCUGAGGGAUCUCCUCCCAGACCUGGACUAAAGCAUCCGCCAACUCCUGGACAGUCUGUGGUGCAACGUGGCGUUGGUGGAUGGAGUGAGACAUGAUGUCCCAGAUGUGCUCAAUUGGAUUCAGGUCUGGGGAACGGGCGGGCCAGUCCAUAGCAUCAAUGCCUUCCUCUUGCAGGAACUGCUGACACACUCCAGCCACAUGAGGUCUAGCAUUGUCUCGCAUUAGGAGGAACCCAGGGCCAACCGCACCAGCAUAUGGUCUCACAAGGGGUCUGAGGAUCUCAUCUCGGUACCUAAUGGCAGUCAGGCUACCUCUGGCGAGCACAUGGAGGGCUGUGCGGCCCCCCAAAGAAAUGCCACCCCACACCAUGACUGACCCACCGCCAAACCGGUCAUGCUGGAGGAUGUUGCAGGCAGCAGAACGUUCUCCACGGCGUCUCCAGACUCUGUCUCGUCUGUCACAUGUGCUCCGUGUGAACCUGCUUUCAUCUGUGAAGAGCACAGUGCGCCAGUGGCAAAUUUGCCAAUCUUGGUGUUCUCUGGCAAAUGCCAAACGUCCUGCACGGUGUUGGGCUGUAAGCACAACCCCCACCUGUGGACGUCGGGCCCUCAUACCUCCCUCAUGGAGUCUGUUUCUGACUGUUUGAGCAGACACAUGCACAUUUGUGGCCUGCUGGAGGUCAUUUUGCAGGGCUCUGGCAGUGCUCCUCCUGCUCCUCCUUGCACAAAGGCGGAGAUAGCGGUCCUGCUGCUGGGUUGUUGCCCUCCUACGGCCUCCUUCACGUCUCCUGAUGUACUGGCCUGUCUCCUGGUAGCGCCUCCAUGCUCUGGACACUACGCUGACAGACACAGCAAACCUUCGUGCCACAGCUCGCAUUGAUGUGCCAUCCUGGAUGAGCUGCACUACCUGAGCCACUUGUGUGGGUUGUAGACUCCGUCUCAUGCUACCACUAGAGUGAAAGCACCGCCAGCAUUCAAAAGUGACCAAAACAUCAGCCAGGAAGCAUAGGAACUGAGAAGUGGUCUGUGGUCACCACCUGCAAAACCAGUCCUUUAUUGGGGGUGUCUUGCUAAUUGCCUAUAAUUUUCACCUGCUGUCUAUUCCAUUAGCACAACAGCAUGUGAAAUGUAUUGUCAAUCAGUGUUGCUUCCUAAGUGGACAGUUUGAUUUCACAGAAGUGUGAUUGACUUGGAGUUACAUUGUGUUGUUUAAGUGUUCCCUUUAUUUUUUUGAGCAGUGUAUUAUAAAAAUAAAGCAAACUGGAUGGAAUAUGGGGAAAAAUGCACCAAAUUCUUUUUUAAUCUUCAACAUAGGAAUGCUACGAAAAAUAAUUUAAUGAAACUGGUUACAAUUGUUACCCAUGAUUCAGCAAAUUAUAUUUUGAAGGAGGAAACUAAGUACUUUAAGCAUAUGUUUUUGUUUCAGUCGCCUCCAUCUCCUCUAACUGAAGCUAAUUGUAGAGAUUUUUUUUCUAUUGAUAAUGUAAAAUUAACAGCCAUACAGUGAAGGUGAAAUUACAGAGGAGGAACUUCUGGAUGCAAUUAAAGACUUUAAGUCCGGGAAAACUCCAGGGUUGGAUGGCAUACCAGUCGACGUAUACCAAACCUUUUUAGAUAUACUAAGAGGACCGUUAUUAGCAUGUUUUAACCACUCCUAUGUAAAUUAUAGAUUAUCUGACACUCAAGAAGAAGGUCUGAUCUCAUUAUUACUGAAACAGGAUACAAGUGGAAAAUAUAAAGAUCCAGUCCAUUUUAGAAAUUGGAGGCCCCUUACACUUCAGUGUUGUGAUGCAAAAAUUCUAGCAAAAUGUAUAGCGCAUAGAAUUAAAAAGGUAUUGUCGGAUAUUAUUCAUUCUAAUCAGACAGGUUUUUUACAUGGAAGAUACAUUGGAGAUAAUAUAAGGCAAGUAUUGGAAACAAUAGAACACUAUGGAAAAUCUAAUAGUAAAUAAUGGUAAUUUCUCAAAGUUUUAAACUGUCAAGAGGAGUGAAACAAGGUUGCCCACUAUCGGCAUAUCUAUUUAUUGUGGCCAUCGAGAUGUUAGCUAUUAAAAUCAGAUCCAACAAUAAUAUCAGGGGAUUAGAAAUCCAGGGUUUAAAAACAAAGGUGUCAUUGUACGCUGAUUAUUCAUGUUUUCUUUUAAAUCCACAACUAGAAUCCCUCCACAGCCUCAUAGAGGAUCUAGAUACAUUUUCUAACCUCUCUGGAUUACAACCAAAUUAUGACAAAUGUACUAUAUUACGUAUUGGAUCACUAAAAAAUACAAUUUUUACAUUACCAUGUAGUUUACCAAUAAAAUGGUCUGAUGGUGAUGUGGAUAUACUCUGAAUACAUAUCCCAAAGGAAAUAAAUGAUCUCACUUCAAUACAUUUUAAUAGAAAGUUAGCAAAAAUAGAAAAGGUCUUGCUACCAUGGAAAGGUAAAUACCUGUCAAUUUGUGGAAAAAUCACCCUGAUUAACUCUUUAGUAUUAUCCCAGUUUACCUAUUUGCUUAUGGUCUUGCCUACGCCUAGCGAACAGUUUUUUAAAUUAUAUCUAAAAAAAAUAUUCCAUUUUAUUUGGAACGGCAAGCCAGACAAAAUUAAACGGGCCUAUUUAUAUAAUGAAUAUGAAUUCGGAGGACAGAAAUUAUUAAAUAUUAAAGCAUUAGACCUAUCACUAAAAGCUUCAGUCAUACAAAAGUUAUACUUAAAUCCGAACUGGUUCUCUAGCAAAUUAGUAAGAUUGUCUCACCCAAUGUUCAAGAAUGGCCUUUUUCCCUUUAUUCAGGUUACAACCUCUCACUUUCAGUUAUUUGAAAAGGAAAUAAUCUCCCAAAUAUCACUAUUUCUAAAACAAGCCAUAGAAAUUUGGUUGCAAUUUCAAUUUAAUUCUCCAGAAACUACAGAACAAAUAAUGCAACAAAUAUUGUGGUUAAACUCAAAUAUACUAAUUGACAAAAAAACUUUUUUUUUUUACAAAAUGUUUACAAAAGGUAUAAUCUUCGUAAAUGAUAUCAUCGGUAGGACUGGUGGAGUUAUGUCGCACAUGCAGCUAACAAAAACAUAUGGAAAUGUCUGCUCUACCCAAAAUUACAACCAAAUAAUUGCAGCCUUACCGCAAAAAUGGAAGAGAAAAGUGGAAGGGGGAGAAAGUAAGGAACUUGUCUGUCGGCCUUGCAUUAAAGAACAUAAUUGGUUAAGGAAAACUGUGAUAAAUAAAAAAAGUAUACCAGUUUCAUUUAAGGACCAACGGAUUGACAGCAGUCCCAUAUAGAUUGCAAAAUAGUUGGGAAGACAUUUUUGACGUACCGAUCCCAUGGCAUAGUGUUUAUGAACUGAUACGCAAAACGACACCGGAUUCAAAACUUAGAAUCUUUCAAUUGAAAUUAUUAUAUAAAAUUCUUGCUCCCAAUAUAAUGUUAUUUAUAUGGGGGAUACAAUCUUCCCAGCUCUGCAGAUUUUGCUGUGAAGAGACAAAAUCAUUAGAUCAUUUGUUUUGGUACUGUCCAUUUGUAGCUUUUUUUUGGACACAGGUCCAGGAAUGGCUAAAGGAUUGCAAUAUUUACCUGGAGCUAACCUUGCAGAUAGCAUUACUGGGUGAUCUGAAAAGUCAUAGUCAAUCGAUCAAUAAUAUAAUAAUACUUUUAGCAAAAAUGUUUAUUUUCAAUUUACAAUCUGUAGAAACAAUGAGAAUAGAAAGGUUCAGCAUUUUUGUAAAACAUCACAGUACAGUUGAAAAAUAUAUGGCAAAUAGAAAUCCUAUAUGGAUAGUGUUAAGAGAUAGAUGGGAGUUGUUGAAUGGAGUUGAAGGAUGGGACUAAUAACAACUAACAACAAAUAAUAACAAGAUAACUAAUAAUGUAAGCAUACUGUGUCCAUAAUAAACAAUAAGUAUAUAGGUUGUAGGUUGGGAGCUUUUGUGAAAGAGCACAGUUAGAAAGAUAUGCAUAUAGAAGCAAACCGGAUGGACAUCAUGAAAAUGAUCGGAGAGGUUGAGAGUAGAAGAAGUUCAGGAGAAAAAACAAACAAAAUAUAAUUAUUGUAAAAUUGACUGUGUCCAUAAAAUGUAGAUAGUAAUUAUAAGCUGGAAGUAGAGGCCUAAGCAUUGUUGUUCACUAGUUUACUCCAAGUAGGGAAAGGGUGGUGGGGUUGGAAAGUAAUAAAUGGGAAUAUAUAUUUUUUAAAGGAUAUGUAUGUGUAUGUAUGUACAGUGGGGAGAACAAGUAUUUGAUACACUGCCGAUUUUGCAGGUUUUCCUACUUACAAAGCAUGUAGAGGUCUGUAAUUUUUAUCAUAGGUACACUUCAACUGUGAGAGAUGGAAUCUAAAGAUACAUCUAAAAAAUCUGUCUAUCAUAGAGCUUCUCUACAGGUCUGUAUGUAUCAUCAUAGAGCUUCUCUACAGGUCUGUAUAUCAUAGAGCUUCUCUACAGGUCUGUCUGUAUCGUCAUAGAGCUCUAGCCACUCUGACAGUAGAACAUUAUGUAACACUGCUGCUGUCCUUCCACAGCCCAGUAACUAACUCUACCCAGACUGACACAGUGGAUUACACUCCACACUCCAGUCCAGAGCACUAAUCCAGUCCAGUGUCAUUUUUUCCCUCCAAGACAACUUUGAAAACAUUUCCAAGUCUAAACACAAGCAGUGAAGAGACGAACAGAUGCUUGAGAGACUGGUGACUAGUUCCAGGCAUACAAAUGUCUUAUUUUUCUAAGCCUAGGUAGUUUUAUUUUAUAUCUCCGUAAUGAGAUGAUGAAUCACCUCUGACAGGAGUCUAGACUUACCCCAUCACUAGAGCCACAGAUGGGAGGGGGAGGAGAGGUGGGGAUAAUGCAUAAUGAUAUAAUAAUACUCUCACUUCUCUCUCACUCUGAGGUGAGUCUGCCGCCGGUGUACUGGAGUCAUUUAUAGGUGCAGACCAGAUGGAAAAUGAAAGAAAACAAUCCACUUGGUUUGAGGGAAAUGAUUUGCUACCUGUCACAUGUAGUCUCUUAGCCAUGGCAGUGAAGACUUUAUCAAGUCAAGAUCACAUAAUAUUAGCACAAGUGUCCCCAACUCAUCCCGUUUAACAGCAACCUGUUGUCUGUUGUUAUGAGAGAUGUUGUACGUAUAGAAAAUGCCCAUCGGACCAAAAUGCUCGGCCUUAUGGGUCAGUAACAUAUUGUCCAAAACUGUGCUUCCCUCUCUAUAAACUCUCUUCCAAGCAGACAGCUAGCUACGUCUCUCCUUGAUUUGCUCAUACGUGUAAGUGUCAUUAAACCCUCAUUUCCUCUCAUUAAAGGGUUCUGGGCUGUUGACAUCUGAAGUGUUCAGACAGGAACAGGGCUCUCUCUGGUACAUCCUGUACUUCAAGGCUACAGCCAGAUUCACUCAGACCCAGUAACCCUGGCCAGCGUACUGUUCUGUAGCCCAGUCAUAAUGAAUCAUACUGGUAAGGUAAACAUUGAGCUCAGUUAGACAGAGUCCAGUCAGGCAAAGGGUACGAUGUUGUUCUUUCUGUUGGUGGAAGGUGCUAUGUUGCAGCUUCAGAUCACUGGUAGGUGCUUGGUCUGUAUGUCAUAGUGUGGUGCUGAAGUGGUUGUUAAACUUAUCCCACUACCAUAUUAUUUGCCAGAAUAAUACAUUAGCCUCUAAAACUUCUUCAACUUAUCCUACUACCAUAUUAUUUGCCAGAAUAAUACAUUAGCCUCUAAAACUUCUUAAACGUAUCCCACUACCAUAUUAUUUGCCAGAAUAAUACAUUAGCCUCUAAAACUUGUUCAACUUAUCUCCAUUAAAACAGCUGAAGCAAGCACACACAUUUUCUCUCCUGAUAAAUGACAUUUUCUAUUAUUUCAGCAGCUUAUUUGUGUUGUUCUGUGUGUCUGAUGUGUUUUAACAGUUGAUCUGACUGGAAGUGUGGAGAGUUUCUACAGCCGUGUUCCCUUUAAGAAGAUGGUGUCUUAUUCCGUCCGUAGCCGUGUCAACCUGAGUGCCAAGCCUAUCACUGAGGGGUAAGAGGCCUUAAGUCAGUGUUACCUGGGUCCCACUGGUUCUGGGGGUAAGAGGCCUUAGGGCAGUGUUACCUGGGUCCCACUGGUUCUGGGGGUAAGAGGCUUUAGGGCAGUGUUACCUGGGUGCCACUGGUUCUGGGGGUAAGAGGCCUUAGGUCAGUGUUACCUGGGUCCCACUGGUUCUGGGGGUAAGAGGCCUUAGGGCAGUGUUACCUGGGUCCCACUGGUUCUGGGGGUAAGAGGCUUUAGGGCAGUGUUACCUGGGUGCCACUGGUUCUGGGGGUAAAAGGCCUUAGGUCAGUGUUACCUGGGUCCCACUGGUUCUGGGGGUAAGAGGUCUUAGGGCAGUGUUACCUGGGUCCCACUGGUUCUGGGGGUAAGAGGUCUUAGGGCAGUGUUACCUGGGUGCCACUGUUUCUGGGGGUAAGAGGCCUUAAGUCAGUGUUACCUGGGUCCCACUGGUUCUGGGGGUAAGAGGCCUUAGGGCAGUGUUACCUGGGUCCCACUGGUUCUGGGGGUAAGAGGCCUUAGGGCAGUGUUACCUGGGUGCCACUGGUUCUGCUCUCAGUACCACCACCACCCCCAAUAAAACAUAUUUCACAGAAAUCUUCUUCAGGAAAUAUUUUUUUUACUGCAUGAGUAGUAGGAUAAUAACAUUAAAGUCUUUAUCAAUUCCUGUUUUGUUUCCCCCAAAAAAACAGUGUUUGCUUUGUGUUUGUAACAGGUUCCGGGAAUGUGAGCGGAGAUGUGAUGAAGACCCGUGUUGCCGUGGAAUCGGAUACGUCAGGGACACCCAAUCACCUGGUCAGUUGUUAUUUCAGUCAAGAUAUUCACUGAGAUGUUUUUACAUUGCUGACAAAUGCUCCGAAAUUCGAAGUUCAAGGGGCAAGAGAGAAGAGGGAAACAAUCACAAUUUAACUCCAAAGUCCAAAGGAGACACAAAUAUUACCUCUGAAGUGUGUGUGUGUGUGUGCUCUCUCCAUCCAGGAUCAGACAUUCUCUGCUUGACUCUGAACAGCUUUGGCAUCCAGACGUGUGGUGAAGGUGAGAGGACAACCUGGAGGGUCCAGGACUGCACCCCCUCCAAAGUAGAAACCGGGGUGUAUCCGCUCGGCUGGUACGAGAAACCAGGUGUGUAUAUAUCUGAGGAUAAGUAGGUACAGGGUGGAUCCCAAAUGACACCCUAUUCCCUAUGGGUCCUGUUCAAAAGUAGUGCACUAUAGAGGGAAUAGUGUGCCGUUUGGAACUCAACCACAUUUAGGGUAGCUUACUCAGUGAGUAGGCAUGAAACACAUCUGGGCAACAUCUUGAAUUGUCUCUUACUUUUAUGUUUGAUGUCUUAAUGUUACUUUCACUUCUGGAAAUAGUGAACCGCACCUUUGCCCUGGUUACAAUCUGUGUGUCCCGUAUGGCACCUUCUCUGUAUAGUGCACUACCUUUGACCAGAGCCCGUUGGGGGAGUAGUGUGCCCUUUGAGACGCUGCUCGCUGAUUUAAGCAGAUAAAUGUGUUAUUAUGCUUCAGCUGUUGACCUCAUUUUGUGGUUUCUAUUUUGUCACCUGGUAAGGAUUGCAGAGACUAGAAAUUGUUCUUACCUUUUUGAGAAAUUCUUAGACUCUGUGGUAAUUUUUGUGUUCUUACGAGUCCGUUUAUAGCUAACACAUUUGUUUCUGUUUUAAAUGGCACCCUAUCUCUAUUUCGUCCACUAGGGUGCCAUUUGAGGCAGGACCGUGAUAAAUAUUUACUGCAGUUGGUGUUGCAGAGUCACAUGAUCUAGCAGACACAUUUACUGGCCAAGUUGUUUUCUUAUCAUUAAGGAAUUAAUUACGUAAUGAGUCAAAUGUUUCCAUUGUUCCCCCUUCCCCUCAGUGAAUCAGUGGACUAAAUCUCCACGAUUGUGCCCCCGUUUCGAACUACGUCUUCCUUCAAAGAAUGGUAAGAGUGCAGUUACUAAACUAAAGAGCAGCUACUAACCUGAAGAAUAUUUCACCUCAGGAAUUUAGAUGAAAUGUACUAAUACAUCACACUGUUAGUUUUAUACGUCAGCUACAAUAAACAGACAAGUGUGUUUAUUCCUGCUGGAGUCCUUCUGUAACUGGCUGAAUAGAACACGUCAGCCUUUCUGUCUUUGGAUGCGUCCCAAAUGGCACCCUAUUCCCUAUAUAGUGCGCUACUUUUGACCAGGGCCCAUGUGGCUCUUUUGAAAAAAUAGUGCAUUAUGGGGAAUUGGGGUGCUAUUUGGGCGACAACCCAUUUCACAUUUGUGUGUGUUCAAAGGGAACCCCCCCUCCCAUCAAUGAGACAAACUUACAUGGUUAUUUUGUGAGCUUUCAUUGUGCUGACGCGCUUAAAUGUUUACAAGCCACAGUGUUUUCCACUUAGCCUUUAGUUAGACACACUUCCUCCAUAGCCCCCAGUAGCUAUAAACCUGGCCAUUAGACAAAGGAGAGGCUGUCUCCAAACUGCUCCAGUACAGGCUUUCAACUGCUCUCAUUAGUAUCUAGUACACAAGAAUUGUGUAAUUGAAUGUUUAGAGAGCUCUGUCAUUUUGGCAUUAAAAUACAUUUCAAUGGCUGCAUCCCAAAUAUGGCACCCUUUUCCUUAUGUAGGACACUACUUUUGAACAGAGCACUAUGGGCCCUGGUCAAAAGUAGAGCACUAAAUAGGGAAUAGGAUGCUGUUUGAGACGUAGGCAAUGUGUUAAAUGCAUCCCCUGCUGAUAAAGAUGUGUGUGUCUCUGCCAGUGAGUUUGAGUGAGUGGAGACUCCUGGAUGCGUCCUCUACUCUGGUGGAUUCAUCUGUCUCCACGUUUGACAUUAUUCACAUCAGUAAAGACAUCGCUGAGGACCUGGACAGGACCAGAGACUGGUGUCUGUCUGGUGAGAAACAUCUUCAUCAUGUGCCAGAGUCUGGUCUAACGGUCAAAGCCCCCAACUCAGGACCACACAUGCCCCCUGGCAAGAGGGGUUUAAGCUCCUCCUCGGUCUCUCCUGUCUGUGCCCCUCAUCUGUGCCCCAAUCAUUGUAUCUACCUCUCUCUACUCUCCUCCUAUCCUGUCAGUUAAACUGUGUCUGUGUGUCUCCCCUCAGCGUGUGAGGAGGCUGAGUCCUGUGCUGUGGUGUCAGUGGAGCGGACCGACUCGGCUGUCCGCUGUGUCCUCUACCCAGACACCCUGGCCUGUGCCCCCUCCACUUCCACCCCCACUGGAGGUCAGGACUGUCGGCUGGUCAUCAGAGAGUCAGCUCUCCAGGUCUACCUCCACAAAGGUGGGCAACAUCCCUGAUCCCUGACCCUGGCUCACUAUACAUCCCUGACCCCUGACCCUGGCUCACUAUACAUCCCAGACCCCUGACCCUGGCUCACUAUACAUCCCUGACCCUGGCUCACUAUACAUCCCUGACCCCUGACCCUGGCUCACUAUACAUCCCUGACCCCGGCUCACUAUACAUCCCUGACCCCUGACCCUGGCUCAUUAUACAUCCUUGACCCCUGACCCUGGCUCACUAUACAUCCCAGACCCCUGACCCUGGCUCACUAUACAUCCCUGACCCCUGACCCUGGCUCACUAUACAUCCCUGACCCCUGACCCUGAUCACUAUACAUCCCUGACCCCGGCUCACUAUACAUCCCUGACCCCUGACCCUGGCUCACUAUACAUCCCUGACCCUGACCCUGGCUCACUAUACAUCCCUGACCCCUGACCCUGGGUCACUUUCUGUAUGCCCUCUCUCAUAGAAUAUAUUCUCAGUCAAUUUAGCUGGUAAAGGACUAAUGGCUAAAUAGAAAGACAUGUCUUUACCUGCUCUAGACACAGAGAGUUCUGAAAGACAUGUCUUUACCUGCUCUAGAUGCAGAGAGUUCUGAAAGACAUGUCUUUACCUGCUCUAGACGCAGAGAGUUCUGAAAGACAUGUCUUUACCUGCUCUAGACGCAGAGAGUUCUGAAAGACAUGUCUUUACCUGCUCUAGACACAGAGAGUUCUGAAAGACAUGUCUUUACCUGCUCUAGACACAGAGAGUUCUGAUGACUGCUGCUAAUGUGUCUAGUGUUUGAAGAAAUAGAGAUAUUUAUUGGUGGAUUAGGCAAUCACUGCAGCCUAGUUAUUGUAAUGAUCAUUAUUAUUAUAAAUCAUUAUUUAUCUUCCAAGAGGUGCUGAAGGAGUUUUACAGCUGGGUGAUUCCAGUGCAGACAGUGUCUCCAUCCCAAAUGUCACCCUGUUCCCUUUAUAGUGCACUACGUUUGACCAGGGCCCAUAGUUGUCAGUGUCAGUCCAGGCUUCCCUCUGACUGAUGGUUAUUUAUUCUGUGGGAUCCAGAACUGAAGGCAGAGUUGACGUCAGUGUUUAUCCCGGCUCACGGAACGCUCCAGGGAGAGGCCGGGACAACGCCGCUCGGGUCAGACAGGAAGACAGUCAGACAGUUCUUGGGAGUUCCGUACGCUCGUCCACCUAUGAGAGCGCUCCGUUUCGCCCCCCCACAGCCUGCUGAAUGGAGUGGCACAUGGAACGCCACGAUUACCAGGUAAACAAUGACUGUGGAGGUAGAAAUGUUUUAAAGAUGCGUUAUAAAGGUUUUCUAUAAUUUCCUCCAAUAGUUUUGAAAGUAGCGUUCACGAGCCAAAACGGGUCCCCGAAAAUUCUAUGAUAUGUUACAUCCUGCAACAAGAUAAAAAUACAUAUUUGCAGUGUGCUUUGUAUUCUAUAUAAGCCUCAUGACCCAUAUCAAGUUUUAUUUUAGAUGUUUUUUCCAUAUGUGUGUGUGUGUGUCUUAUAAUAUUUGUAUGUCUGUCUGCCUGUCUGUCUGUGAGUGUUUGUCUGUUAGUUACAUUUUUGCACCACAUGCAGUGUGUUAAUGUCUCCUAUAAUCUUGUUGUUGUGGAUGUUUCCCAUGGCAGACCCAGUUGUCUGCAGCCUGGAGCUGUAGCGUCAUCAGCCACCAGUGAGGACUGUCUGUACCUCAACAUCUUCGUCCCCAGUGGCAUCGUAAGUCACAUUGUACCUAAUAGAGAACUUUGUUGCACUAGAAGCCCUGUUGACCUCUCCUUUACUAAACCUUAGACACCUCAAACACCACUACACUGCUGGUCCCUCAGAUUGACCAUCUAGACACCUCAAACACCACUACACUGCUGGUCCCUCAGAUUGACCAUUGGUCUGCCAUGUCAUUCCUGUUCUUGUAUUUCCCUCUGACAGAGAGGGAGUGCAGCGGUCCUGGUGUUCUUCCAUAACCCGUCUGGAGCAGCCAGCCAUGACACACCAUCUCUACUGGACGGCUCCUACCUGGCUGCCGUCGGCAACAUCGUCGUGGUUACCGUCAACACCAGGGUUUCAGCAUUCGGAUUCCUCAGCACAGGUGCUCCCCUUAACACACGUCAGUAGCAGCAUUUAAUGAGCUUAUAGGUUAUAUGCUUUCAAAAGUCACGAGUGCUGCCUUCUAAAGCUGAACUCACAAUUCGAUCUGAGAGUGCUGCUGAAAUGGCAUUGCACUGUUGAAAUAAGUUAAUGUUAAAGUAGUAGGAAGAUAGUGGAAAUGAAGUUAGAAUCAGGUCAUGAUGAAUGUUAAGGGGAGAGGAUGACAUCAUGUUUACUGUUGGUAUUCUGCUGCUGUGGUGGGCUUAGAGGGGCCGGAGGGGGAGAGAGAGAGGGGGAGAGAGAGAGGGGGAGAGAGAGGGGGGGAGAGAGAGAGGGAGGGAGAGAGCGAGGAGAGGGAGGGAGGGAGGGAGAGAGAGAGAAAAAAUAUCUGCUGAUGGUGUGUUCUGUGCUGAUGUGGCACUGAGAGGGAGGAGUGACACUCUCUCUCUCGCCAAAGUCAGCCAGCCGCAGCACGCAGCUGGCACACUCAGAGACAUGUGGAAGGACUGUGUGUGUGUGUUCAAGUUUCAACUUUAUUAUCCUAGACGGCACUUUCUGUUUUAAUGUAUGAUGUAUAGUCUUGGUGAUAGGAGCCCUCAGCUAGCAAUUCUAUAAGACCCUGCAACACAGCAACACCUACUAAACUACUGGUCCCACUCAGCUAGCAACUCUAGAAAACACAGCAACACCUACUAAAGCACUGGUCCCCCUCAGCUAGCAACUCUAGAAAACACAGCAACACCUACUAAACCACUGGUCCCUCCCAGACAGUUCUUCUAUAAAGCCCUGCAACACAGCAACACCUACUUACUAAAGCACUGGUCCCAGAUAUCUCUCCAAACUCCAAUCAAAUCUAAUCAAAUUGUAUUUGUCACAUGCGCCGAAUACAACAGGUGUAGACCUUACAGUGAAAUGCUUACUUACAAGCCUUUAACCAACAAUGCAGUUUUAAGAAAGAAUAAUAAAAAAUAAAAAAAAGACUUUGGAAUGUUGUAAGCUUUGUGUUUGCUGUUGCUGAAUGUAUUCACGUUUGUCCAUUCGUUUCUUGGUCCAUUUUGAGUGGGUAAUUAGUGGCUUUUGGACCCCAAUUGGAAUAAAAAGAUGUUGUUUGUAUAUUUUGGAAAUGAUGUAGACAAUAACACCAAGUCAUAACCAAAGACCAUAUUACGUUAUAUACGUUUAUCUCUUGAAUGGACUUUACUCCUGAAACUGUAGAUGAAAUAACAGCAAUGUGAACUCUGAAUGCCUCUAGGCUCCACAGCCCUGCCAGGCAACGCUGGUCUCCAGGACCAGGUAGCAGCUCUGAAGUGGGUCCAGGAGAACAUUGAGGCGUUCGGAGGUGACCCCAGGCUGGUGACGGUGGGGGCAGAGCGGAGCGGAGCCGAUGUGGCCAGCCUACAUCUGACCUCUCCCUCCUCACGUGGUCUCUUCAACAGGAUGCUGCUCAUGGUAAGCUGACCUGUGACCCUGAUCCUCACUGACCUUUACUAAGAGUCCCAAAUGGCACCCUAUUCCCUAUAUAGUGUACUGCUUUUGACCAGAGCCCUAUCAAAAGUAGUGCACUCUAUGGGAAAUAGGGCUAUUUUGGAUGUGUUACUAAGCCGUUAUGUGUAAGUAAUGUUAUUACAGUAACGGUCUUAACCAUUCCAUCUGUUUAUAACUAGUUUAGGGUGUCAAACAGUAACACCCUUGUGUUAAUGGUACGAAUGUCACUGAUCAUGCAGUGUGACAGCCAUCACAGUUUUCUUCUACGUUCACGGUAUAGUCCAGUAGGGUAUGUCCUCUCUAUACAGCAGGGUAUGUCCUCUCUAUACAGCAGGAUAUGUCCUCUCUAUACAGCAGGAUAUGUCCUCUCUAUACAGCAGGAUAUCCUCGGGUAAGUUACUCUCUAUACAGCAGGAUAUGUCCUCUCUAUACGCAGGAUAUGUCCUCUCUAUACAGCAGGAUAUGUCCUCUCUAUACAGCAGGAUAUGUCCUCUCUAUACAGCAGGAUAUGCCCUCUCUAUACAGCUGGAUAUGUCCUCUCUAUACAGCAGGAUAUGUCCUCUCUAUACAGCAGGAUAUGUCCUCUCUAUACAGCUGGAUAUGUCCUCUCUAUACAGUAGGAUAUGCCCUCUCUAUACAGCAGGAUAUGUCCUCUCUAUACAGCAGGAUAUGUCCUCUCUAUACAGCUGGAUAUGUCCCUCUCUAUACAGCAGGAUAUGUCCUCUCAUAUACAGCAGGAUUCCCUCUUCCGCAGGAUAUGUCCUCUCUAUACAGCAGGAUAUGUCCUCUCUAUACAGCAGGAUAUGUCCUCUCUAUACAGCAGGAUAUGCCCUCUCUAUACAGCAGGAUAUGUCCUCUCUAUACAGCUGGAUAUGUCCUCUCUAUACAGCUGGAUAUGUCCUCUCUAUACAGCAGGAUAUGUCCUCUCUAUACAGCAGGAUAUGUCCUCUCUAUACAGCAGGAUAUGUCCUCUCUAUACAGCAGGAUAUGUCCUCUCUAUACAGCAGGAUAUGUCCUCUCUAUACAGCAGGAUAUGUCCUCUCUAUACAGCAGGAUAUGUCCUCUCUAUACAGCAGGAUAUGCCCUCUCUAUACAGCAGGAUAUGUCCUCUCUAUACAGCAGGAUAUGUCCUCUCUAUACAGCAGGAUAUGUCCUCUCUAUACAGCAGGAUAUGUCCUCUCUAUACAGCAGGAUAUGUCCUCUCUAUACAGCAGGAUAUGUCCUCUCUAUACAGCAGGAUAUGUCCUCUCUAUGCAGCUGGAUAUGUCCUCUCUAUGCAGCAGGAUUUGUGUCCAUACAUUAAGCCCAUAUCCAGUCUUAAGAGUUCAGAUGGAUGGCUUGUGCGUACUCCCCCUCCUCUUCCAGUGCUGUAGUGCUGAGUCCGUGACCGGGAGGCACACACACAGUGUUCCUCGUCUUCCUCCUCCUCCAGCUGCUCAUCUUCCUCUCCUUCCUCAUGUCCCCCAGAGACAUGUAGGAGGAGACUGUGUUCCGCAAGCCAAAGCUGAGCAUAGAGUCUCUGUUGCCAGGGUAACGAUGAGGCUGGUCUGUCAGCUCCGAGCUGGGGUUAGAAUAGAUGUGAUGCAGCGUUAGUAUAUGGAGUUAGCCUGUUAUCUAUCCCUGAUAAAGUACAUUGAAAGCUAAACUCCAAACUAAGCUCAAACCAUAUGUAAUUGUCAGAAUCCAUGAAACUCCCAGAGAGGGGUGGUGACAGAUACAGAUGGAUGGAGAGAAACAAGGUUGGAGAGAGAGGGAUGAAAUUUGGAGACAGAGAGAUGAAGGUUGGAGAGAGAGGGAUGAAGGUGUUAACCAUUGGAUGGAGAGAAACAAGGUUGGAGAGAGAGGGAUGAAGUUUGGAGACAGAGAAAUUAAGGUUGGAGGGAGAGAGGGAUGAAGGUUGGAGAGAGGGAUGAAGGUAGAGAGAGAGGGAUGAAGGUGAGAAGAGAGAUGAAGGUGGAGAGAGAGGGAUAAAGAUUGGAGAGAGGGAUGAAGGUAGAGAGAGAGGGAUGAAGGUGGAGAGAGAGGGAUGAAGGUAGAGAGAGAGGGAUGAAAGUGGAGAGAGAGGGAUGAAGGUGGAGAGAGAGAGAUGAAGGUGGAGAGAGAGAGAUGAAGGUGGAGAGAGAGAGCUGAAAGUUGGAGAGAGAGCUGAAGAUUGAAGAGAGAGGGAUAAAGGUUGGCGAGCGAGGGAUGAAAGUGUGAGAGAGGGAUGAAGGUUGGAGAGGGAUGAAGGUUGGAGAGGGAUGAAGGUUGGAGAGGGAUGAAGGUUGGAGAGGGAUGAAGGUUGGAGAGGGAUGAAGGUUGAAGAGAGAGGGAUGAAAGUGGAGAAAGAGGGAUGAAAGUUGGAGAGAGAGGGAUGAAGGUUGGAGAGGGAUGAAGUUUGGAGAGGGAUGAAGGUUGGAGAGGGAUGAAGGUUGGAGAGGGAUGAAGGUUGGAGAGAGAGGGAUGAAAGUGGAGAAAGUGGGAUGAAAGUUGGAGAGAGAGAGAUGAAGGUUGGAGAGAGAGAGAUGAAGGUUGGAGAGAGAGAGAUGAAGGUUAGAGAGAGGGAUGAAGGUUGGAGAGAGGGAUGAAGGUGAGAGGGAUGAAGAUGCAGAGAGAGGGAAAGAGAGGUAAACGUUAGAGGAAGAGGUACCUGUUGACAUCUUUCCAGUCAAAAUUGUUGUGCAUCACCACAUGGGGCGCCUGGGAGGCCAGGUUGAGGUUGCCAUUGGUUACAGCCUGACAGGGGGUGGUGAGGAGACAGCACAGGCCAUCUGCACAAUCUGUCAAAGAGGAGGGGCCACUUUCUUUACCAGAAACCAUACACAGCUAUCCUGUGGUUAUAACCAGUUAGCUACCAUAAACAGUGACUAAAAUGUAAAUGUACAAGGACACAUUAAUGGCACAAGGAGAGCACUAGAAUUGAAUGUCUUCCACAUCCACAAAAUAGCCUACUUCACAAAUGUACUUCCACUACAGUCGACAGCUCUUAUGACUCCACUUAGUUACUGAAUAUAGCAUAGCAUUACAGUGCAUUGGAGUUGGUGUGGCUUGAAAGAGUCAAUAAUUCCACGUUAGAAAGUAAUAACUACCAUACCAGUGGUGUCAUGAGUUCUAAAAUAAUGAAUGGUUCCAGCCCUUAUAAUAAUGCUGUACUUGUCAGCUUAUCUUUCCUAUAAAUAGUUUCCAUAGAGUCUACAUGUGUAUGGCUUUAAUGUCAGAAUGUAAUAUUCAUCAGAUAUGUUAGCGUCCUGGAAAAACCUAUUUUUUAAAAAGAAAAGGGGAAAAAAAGAAAUGUAUUUUCAGAUAUGACUAUUGCCAGACAUAUUGCCUUUAAUCAUGAACCUUUCACAGAUCAUGGAGGGGGAUGACUGCUUUAAUCAUGAACCUUUCACAGAUCAUGGAGGGGGAUGACUACUAUAAUCAUGAACCUUUCACAGAUCAUGGAGGGGGAUGACUACUUUAAUCAUGAACCUUUCACAGAUCAUGGAGGGGGAUGACUACUAUAAUCAUGAACCUUUCACAGAUCAUGGAGGGGGAUGACUACUUUCAAUUUAUGUAUUUUUUUUUUUAAUCUACAAAAAAGUGAGAAACAAGGUUUUUCAAGGACACCGAUGAAUAGAUUUGGACUAAAUAUCCACGAUUAUGUCCCCAUGGAUUGUUAUUUACCAGAGUAGUGGUUGACAAGGUCCUCCAGACACUGGAAGGUCAGACCAGGUGAGAUGUAGUACCAGUUGUUGGGAAGGCGGAUGAUGCGAUAGUGUACCAUAGCCCUGUGACGUACAGACAGGGUAUACACACCUACAACACCACCCAGUCAAAGAAAAACAAUACAUCAUUGAAUCCGUAUAAAGUGGGUUGAUUUUGGUUGAUCAUUUUAGUAGUUGACGUGAGAAAAUGUAUUGGCAGCCCUGUAGUCUAGUUUAGACGAAAGGCUUUAUAACACCAACUUUUAUAUAUAUACCAUUUAUUUACGCCAUUUAGCGGUCACCUUUAUCCAAAGUGAUUUACAGUAGUGCUUGCAUACCCACAAACCUCGCGUUGCAAGUACAAUGCCCUACAAACGGAGCCACGCAGGACCACCACAGGACCACCUAAGAUCCAUUUAAGUUACUGUGCAGACAUCUCUAGGCCACUCACCUUUUUGACUUUCUCUUAUCAUGAAGGAGCCAGCUCUGUUUCCGGGCAGACGAAGCAGUUCCUCUGCUUUGGGUCGGGCCACCCCUUCAAACAACCAGCUAAAUGAAUAAGAUUAAAGUUCAACCAUUAUCAUCAAGCAUGCCUUAAUGCUUAGAACCUCCCCUAAAACAACAGCUGUGAAAUAAAGAUUAAAACAUAUCACUAGCCAUUUGAAUAACCUUUGUGAUAGCCUUGUACCUUUUCAGAAAUACCAAGCAUUAAGAGCAUUAUCGUCCGUUAGGUCACUUUUAUGCCUUAAAGGCAGAUAGAUACAUGGGCACUGACUAGGAAAGUGUUCAGGUUAGUAUAUGUAGCCAGGCAGAGUACAUGGCAACUGGACCAGGAAAGUGGCAGGUUAGCUAUACUGUAAGGCAUGCGGGAUGACAUGGCACUGGGACCAGGAAAAGUGUUCAGGUUAGUAUUAUGUAGCAGGCCGAUGACAUGGCACUGGACCAGGAAAGUGUCAGGGUUAGUAUAUUGUAGCAGGCGGAUGACAUGGGCACUGGACCAGGAAAGUGUCAGGUAGUAUAUGUAGCAGGCAGAUGACAUGGCACUGGACCAGGAAAGUGUCAGGUUAGUAAUGUAGCAGGCAGAUGACAUGGCAUGACCAGGAAAGUGUCAGGUUAGUAUAUGUAGCAGGCAGAUGACAUGGCACUGGACCAGGAAAGUGUCAGGUUAGUAUAUGUAGCAGGCGGAUGACAUGGCACUGGACCAGGAAAGUGUCAGGUUAGUAUAUGUAGCAGGCAGAUUACAUGGCACUGGACCAGGAAAGUGUCAGGUUAGUAUAUGUAGCAGGCAGAUGACAUGGCACUGGACCAGGAAAGUGUCAGGUAGGUUAGUGUUGCAGUGAGUUCACCCACCCGUGAUAGACCUUGGCCACAUGGUUGUUGGGGAUGUAGUUCUCAUAUCCUGUUUGGACAGAACAAACCCUCCACCAGUAACCCUCCCUGACAGAAGACAAGAAGGAAGGAGAGUGAGUCCCAAAUAGCAUUUAGUUCACUAUAGGCCAAUAGGGCUCUGGUCAAAAGAAUUGGCCAGAUUUGAUCCCUUCUCUGUCAGUCUAGUCAAACAGAUCAGCUCUAAGAAGAGGUAGUGUUGUGUUGAGGUACUGAAUGUGGAGGACUAGGCCUGCGUCCCAAAUUGCCCCCUAGUCCCUAUAUAGUGCACUACUUUUGACCAGGGCCCAUUGCACUCUAUUCCCAAAAGGGCUCUGGUCAAAAGUAGUGCACUAUAUAGGGAAUAGGGGUGCCAUUUGGGACACAGUCCUUAGAUUCAGUUGGGUUCAGUCACUCACUCUGCCAGGAGUCUCAGUCUCUCUCCUAUCCUGAAGAGAGGCACACUGACGUCUGCUGAGGGGUAGUCCGACAGGACUACCAGGGUAUCACUGACGUCUGCUGAGGGGUAGUCCGACAGGACUCCCAGGGUAUCACUGACGUCUGCUGAGGGGUAGUCAGACAGGACUACCAGGGUAUCACUGACGUCUGCUGAGGGGUAGUCCGACAGGACUACCAGGGUAUCACUGACGUCUGCUGAGGGGUAGUCCGACAGGACUCCCAGGGUAUCACUGACGUCUGCUGAGGGGUAGUCAGACAGGACUCCCAGGGUAUCACUGACGUCUGCUGAGGGGUAGUCCGACAGGACUACCAGGGUAUCACUGACGUCUGCUGAGGGGUAAUCCGACAGGACUCCCAGGGUAUCGUUGUCUGGCAAGAAGGGAAACCAUAAUGAUUAAUAAUAUACACAGUCAUUUGUAAUGGUAAAGUCAUACAGAUAUACAGUACGUACAGAAUGUUUUAAUUCUAUAUUUCUGGUUAAAGUCUUCUCUUUAUAGUGGUCAGUGUGAAAAACAGUCCCCUCCUGUGCCAGUCUGGCCCAGCGGGAACUAGUGGUGGUUAUUUAAGCAGAGGGAGGACAACGUUUUUAUUUAAUGAGCAUGGCCUUAUUUGGCAAUAAAUUAAUAAAACCAAAAGCUUACCUUGACUUGGAAGAGUUCCAGUGUUGGAUAGCCACUGCCAGCUAGCUAACAUAGCAUAAUCUCUGUUUGAGCCGGGUGUUUGAGUAGGAUAAACUAGCUAGCUGCAUUCGCUAGCUAAGGAAGUGAAAGUGAAAAACAUACUACAAAAAAAUAUAGCUAGCUCUCUCGCUUGAUUAAUUUUUGAAUAAAUUAAUUUGUUCAACACUGUUCAACUAUUGUCUUUCUCUCUCUUUGAGUCAGCUACUCACCACAUGUUAUGCACUGCAGUGCUAGCUAGCGGUAGCUUAUGCUUUCAGUACUAGAUUCAUUCUCUGAUCCUUUGAUUGGGUGGACAACAUGUCAGUUCAUGCUGCAAGAGCUCUGAUAGGUUGGAGGACGUCCUCCGGAAGUUGUCAUAAUUACUGUGUAAAUCUAUGUAAGGGGGUGAGAACCUCUAAUGGUUAUUUACUGUGGAGUGCAUAAUGUACGAGGUGACUGUAGUUCAUCGUCAUAGCUGAUGUAACCAAUGGGAAAACGCCAUGUACUGGUGUACUAUCUUAAUUUGACCAGUUUCUCACAGCAGGAAAAUAAUCCUUCAGCAACAGGAAAUGUAAAUUAUUGUGUGGAUUAUAAUUAAUGGACAUUUUUGUAGGGGUUGAUACCUUUUUAGUUAGGAAAAAUCAAGUCUGACAUUUUAAAAUGGAAAUUACAAACGAAGAAGCAUUUUUAAAACUUAGAAUACACAACAAUUAGUAUUUCCUUCUGCAAAGGAAAAUUCUCUGCGACAACAGAGUGAUCAAAUUAAGAGAGUACAUCUGUACAGUAUCUCCCAAUAACUAGCGAAAGCAGACGUGUUAUCAGGUCGUCCAUAUCACAUGAAGAUUAUAUUAUUUUUCCAUUCAGUCAGCAGCUCUUGCGCGGUCAUUUCAAGACGCUAAACGCUCACACACUGAUGCUGUUACAAAAACAUUUAAAAAAAAAUUGUUUUUGUAUGUUUGUUUUUACAUAGGAGUACAUGUUGUUACAAGUCAGGGAGUAGGGAAGUAGGAUACUGUUCAGAAUUUAAUUUAAUGAAGAAAUAUGUUUUAUAUUACAUCAUGGUCCAUUAAAAAGCAUGUUGUUAGAGGUGCUGACGAACUGAAUAGUAAACUGUCUACAACAGAAAGUUCUACACUGUAUAUAUACUCCCAACAAUAUACUCCCAACAAUUUAAUUGGUAAACAAAAUAUAGCAAAUAUUGCGUGGUGAUCAUUUGACCUAAUUCUAAAUUAUUUUCUUCAUUUAUAAGCUUGCGGUAGUUUGGCUACAGUUUGCAUGAGAGGAGCCUUAUUUAUUUUGGGUGACAUUAUGCAAAUGUUUACACAUGCACAGAGCAUGACAGGGCCAGUACAGCUUAUGAAAACAGUGUCAGUCUACCAAGUCAGUCCACCCUUACUUAACAAGUACAUUAAAUUAACUAUUGCCCAUUAAAGAGGCAAUCUGCGAUUCUGAACUUUUAAAUGAAUUAAUAUAUAGCCAUUCUUGAAUAAUUUUUAUUUAUUUUGCCCCUUUAACAGGAUCCUUUCAUUAACAAAACAAUAAUUACCUAAAUACAGGCUUCCUUAACCAGAGAGACUUACUUCUCAGAGAGGGGUCAGAGCUGGUGUUGGUGUCAUCCCCAUUCGCUGGCAUAGAGACUGGGCUGGUCCUGACGUUCCCCAUGUCUGGUCAGAGAGCCUUGUUGUUCAUUUGGAUGCAGGAAUAAAGUGCUGGGAAGCAGCAGUGCUAUGCAUGCGUGCCUCUCAUUCCUUUAUCUCACUAUUUAGCCCAGCACUGGUAUUCUCAAGUUUAGGAUGUCGAUAUCAUCCUCCUUUCUUCAGAGAGCCUAACAACACCAGCCUGUAGCAGUCUCAGCCGUUGUACCUAAUACAACCCCAUAUUUGGUACAAUAUAACCUGAAUUAGCUUAGCAUGAUGCUACAGUACUGUAUAACGGUGAUAAGCAGCAGCUUAUCCGUCUAUUCUAUGCAUCCUGCCAAUCUGUUUUUGUUUAGCUUAUCUUGUCACUUCCUCCCUAAUGGGGAAGUUGAGUGUAGCUUGUUUUUCACCACAUUUUUCCACUCCUGAAAUAGACUAAUCACCACAGGACAGUAGCUAAUAGGUUAUAGACUAAUCACCACAGGACAGUAGCUAAUAGAUUAUAGACUAAUCACCACAGGACAGGCUAUAGAUUUAUAGACAUUAGAUCAUCCAUGGACAAAAUUAGCUAUCAAUAGAUCAUAUUAGCUAUCUUACAUAGAGACAGUAUUAAUAAGUUAAGCUAGAUCCUUUCUCAGCUUAGCUCAGUGAGACUAACACCACAUGGAGUGUACUGACGUUACAUUAUCUACACAGAGUGGCACAGUAUCACUUUCAUCUAGUGGUUUCUACUGUUACUCAUUCCAUUUCUCUCCAAAUGCUAGCUUCAUAUAUAUUUUCCAUCUCAUGCUAUGUGUAUGACUAGUAGCCCAGAGCAGUAGUUAGGCAUGCCUGAGUUCCCGGAGUGGCUUCUCCCUCUGACUAUCACCCGGCGUGCAGAUCAACACCAGCACUGACUAGUUCACUAGUACUUCUGUAACCCAACAUCUUUGCUCUUAUAUCCCCAGGGUGGCUCUGUGUUCUCCUCUGCCUCAGUGCUGAGUGGUUCUCUGACUCUGUCCUCCUCUCUCUCUCUCUCUCUCUCCCCAGGGUGGCUCUGUGUUCUCCCCUGCCUCAGUGCUGAGUGUAUCCAAGGCCCAGAGGCAGGCUGAGGCUCUGGCCCGGGAGCUGGGCUGUCCCCCCUCUGACCCAGAACAGCUGGCCUCCUGCCUGAGAGCAGCACCAGCACAGGACCUCAACGCUGCCCAGACUAAGGUACUGUUGGCCUUGUAGACCCAGACCAAGGUACUGUUGGCCUUAUAGACCCAGACCAAGGUACUGUUGGCCUUGUAGACCCAGACCAAGGUACUGUUGGCCUUAUAGACCCAGACCAAGGUACUGUUGGCCUUAUAGACCCAGACUAAGGUACUGUUGGCCUUAUAGACCCAGACCAAGGUACUGUUGGCCUUAUAGACCCAGACCAAGGUACUGUUGGCCUUAUAGACCCAGACCAAGGUACUGUGGCCUUAUGACCCAGACCAAGGGUACUGUUGGCCUUAUAGACCCAGACUAAGGUACGGUUGCCUUAUAGACCCAGACCAAGGUACUGUGGCCUUUAGAAGACCAAGACCAGGUACUGUUGGCCUUAUAGACCCAGACCAAGGUACUGUGGCCUUAUAGACCCAGACCAAGGUACUGUUGGCCUUAUGACCCAGACCCUUAUAGACACAAGGUACGUGUGGCCUUAUAGACCCAGACAAGGUAUUUGGCCUUAUAGACCCAGACAAGGUACUGUUGGCCUUAUAGACCCAGACCAAGGUACUGUUGGCCUUAUAGCCCAGACAAGGUACUGUUGGCCUUAUAGACCCAGACAAGGUACUGUGGCCUUAAGGACCCGACUAAGUACAUGUUGGCCUUAUAGACCCAGACUAAGGUACUGUUGGCCUUAUAGACCCAGACUCAGGUACUGUUGGCCUUAUAGACCCAGACCAAGGUACUGUUGGCCUUAUAGACCCAGACUUAUAGACCCAGACUAAGGUACUGUUGGCCUUAUAGACCCAGACCAAGGUACUGUUGGCCUUAUAGACCCAGACUAAGGUACUGUUGGCCUUAUAGACCCAGACUUAGACCCAGACUAGUACUGUGGCCUUAUAGACCCAGACCAAGGUACUGUUGGCCUUAUAGACCAGACAAGGUACUGUUGGCCUUAUAGACCCAGACCAAGGUACUGUUGGCCUUAUAGACCCAGACUUAUAGACCCAGACUAAGGUACUGUUGGCCUUAUAGACCCAGACUAAGGUACUGUUGGCCUUAUAGACCCAGACUAAGGUACUGUUGGCCUUAUAGACCCAGACUAAGGUACUGUUGGCCUUAUAGACCCAGACCAAGGUACUGUUGGCCUUAUAGACCCAGACCAAGGUACUGUUGGCCUUAUAGACCCAGACUAAGGUACUGUUGGCCUUAUAGACCCAGACUAAGGUACUGUUGGCCUUAUAGACCCAGACUAAGGUACUGUUGGCCUUAUAGACCCAGACUAAGGUACUGUUGGCCUUAUAGACCCAGACCAAUGUACUGUUGGCCUUAUAGACCCAGACCAAGGAAGGUAGCCUGUUUCUGUAGUGAGGCAGCUUGAUGUAGUUUGUGUGUUUGUAUUGGUAUUGAUAUGUAGGCUACGUGUGCCUUUUUAAAAUUAUUAUUUUAUUUUUAAAAAUAUUGAUGUAGUUCUGUUCUUGUCUGUUAAUGUUCUGUAUUAUGUCAUGUUUCAUGUGGACCCCAGGAAGAGUAGCUGCUGCUUUUGGAACAGCUAAUGGGGAUCCUAAUAAAAGACCAAAUACCAAAAUACCCCCCAAUUUUUUUUUAUUUAAAACCCCUGGACAGGACACUAGUCUAUCUUCUGUUUCUGUAGCGUUUGGCAGCUUGAUGUACCGGUAUACCCCCUGGACAGGACGCUAGUCUAUCUUCUGUUUCUGUAGCUUCUUUUUGACAUUUUUCAAUAUAAUAUAUCUAUUAAAAACACAUGCUGUGUUCCCAUUCUAACAGGUAUCAUAGGUUGUAUUCCAAAUGGCACCCUAUUCCCUGUUUAAUUCCAAAUGGCACCCUAUUCCCUGUUUAGUGCACUACUUUUGACUAGGGCCCAUAGGGCUCUGGUCGAAAGUAGUGCACUAUAAAGGCAAUAGAUGCUAUUUGGGUCAUCGUUUUUUUGUUUUUCUGUCAAAUGUUCUGUUAUCUGUUUCAGUUGCUGUCAGUCAGUGGGCCCCUGCAGGCCUGGGGUCCAGUGGUGGAUGGGGUCUCUGUCCAGGGGAAACCCUCCAUGGCCCUGAUGAAUGCACUCUCCCACAGAGCUGACCUCCUGCUGGGCUCCUCCGCAGAGGAUGGACUCAUCAGCAGGGCCAAGAGGAUCAAGGUGAGAACCAGAGAUCCUACAAUUCAUAGGCGUUCUUUAUGUAUUUCUAUGGUGAGAACAUUCACUUCUAGUAUCGUCCAUCUAUUUAGUUGUACCUGUUUAUUGAGCUUUCUCCAUGCUUUAGGAUGGAACUGGGGAAUUCGGCUUUUUGUUUUUCAUAUAAGAUAUAUUAUAAUGCGUUAACUCCUAGUUCAACUCAGCUAGUGACUACUGUGUUGGCGGUUUGUCCUCAUUCAUAUCAAUGCAUCCCCAAUUAUUAGUGUUGAUUUAGUAUUACUAUACUCAGCCACAUUUCAUAUCACCAACUUCUACUUUUCCCCCCUAAUGUCUGACGACAGAACUUUGAGGAGCUCCAGGGGCGAGCUGACAGUAAAACAGCGUUCUACGAAGCCCUGUCCAACUCUCUGGGUGGAGACGAUGCCAAUGCUUUUGUCAAGGCUGCAGCUACCUGGUUUUACUCUAUGCAGCACUCUCCCUCUCCUGCUGGUUACAAUGUCUUCUCUCAGGCUCUUAACAAUGCAACCAGGUGAGAAAUGUGCUAAGCACACUACUGUAUACAGUAUUCAUGGAGUUCCAGAAUACCUUCCUCUUAUUCAUAGAAUUUAGUGUAUCAAUAUACAGUUCCUGUUUGGAGAAGCAAGCACCAUAAUAAUCUAAUCAUGUCACAAGAUACCAUUCUCUGUUCAGUUCUGUGUAUUCAGUUAUCAGUUCAGUUCGGUUCAUUUAUUUGGCCUUUUACAGGAAUUUGUGUCUUCGCGUUCAAGAGCACUGAGUUCUAUACAGUGAGUUCUAUACAGUGAGUUCUAUACAGUGAGUUCUAUGCAGUGAGUUCUAUACAGUGAGUUCUAUACAGUGAGUUCUAUAAAGUGAGUUUUAUACAGUGCCUUCAGAAAGUAUUCAUACCCCUUGACUAAUUGUGUUACAGCCUGAAUUCAAAAUUGUUUAAAUUGAUAUUUUUCCUCACCCAUCUACACACAAUACCCCAUAAUGACAAAUUUAUUGAAAAUGAAAUACAGAAAUAUCUUAUUUACGUAAGUAUUCACACCUGAUACACCUUUGGCGGAGAUUACAGCUUUGAGUCGUAUUGGGAUAUGUCUGUAUCAGCUUUGCACGUCUGGAUUUUGAGAUUUUCUCCCAUUCUUCCGGGCUGAUUUUCUCAAAAUCUGUUAAGUUAUAUGGGGAGCGGCGGUGAACAGCAAUCUUCAAGUCUUUCCACAGAUUUUCAAUGGGAUUCAAGUCUGGGCUUUGGCUGGGCCACUCAAGGACUUUCACAUUCUUGUUCUGAAGCCAUUCCAUCAUUGCUUUGGCUCUAUGCUUGCAGUCAUUGUCCUAUUGGAACGUAAAGCAGGUUCUCAUAUAGGAUUUGCCUGUAUUGCUGAAAAGCAUCCCCAUAGCAUGAUGCUGCCACCACCAUGCUUCACGGUAGGGAUGGUGUUAGACGGGUGAUGAGCUGUGCCUGGUUUUCUCCAAUCAUAGCGCUUUGCAUUCAGGCCAAAGAGUUACAUUUUUGUCUCAUCAGACCACAGAAUAUUUUGCUUUAUGCUCGGAGUCUUUCAUGUGCCUUUUUGCAAACUCCAGGUGUGCUGUCAUUUGCCUUUUUCUCAGGAGUGGCUUCCAUCUGGCCACUCUCACAUAAAGCCCAGAUUGGUGGAGUGCUGUAGAGACAGUUAUUCUUCUGGCAGGUUCUCCCAUCUUAGCCAAGGAACUCUGCAGUUUUGUCAGAGUGGUCAUUGGGUUCUUGGUCACCUCCCUGACCAAAGUCCUUCUUGUCCGGUUGCUCAGUUUGGUCAAACGGCCAGCUCUAGGCAGAGUCUGGGUAGUUCCAUAUUUUUUCAAUUUUCCAAUGAUGAAGACCACUGAGUUCUUGGAAACUUUCAACACUCUAGAAAUGGUUUUAUACCCUUCCCCAGAUAUAUGCCUCAUCACAACAGUUCCUUAGACUUCAUGGUAUAGUUUCUGCUCUGACAUGCACUGUCAACUGUGGGACCUUAUAUACACAGGUGUGUUUCUUUCUAAAUCAUGCCCAAACAAUUGAAUUGGCCACAGAUGGACUCCAAUCAAGUUGUAGUGACAUCUCAAGGAUGAUCAAAGGAAAUUGGAUGCACCUGAGCUCAAUUUGGAGUGUCAUAGGAAAGGGGUGUGAAUACAUAUGUAAAUUAGAUAUUUCUGUAUUUUAUUUUUGAUAAAUUAGCUAACAAUUCUUAAAACAUGUUUUCACUUUGUCAUUAUGGGAUAUUGUGUGUAGAUGGGUGAGAACAUGUUUUAUUUAAUCAAUACUUUCUGAAGGCCAUACAGUGAGUUCUAUACAGUGAGUUCUAUACAGUGAGUUCUAUACAGUGAGUUCUAUACAGUGAAUUCAAGGCAGUUAGUUUUACGCAGUGCGUUCGGUACAGUGAGUUAUAUGCAGUGAGUUCUAUACAGUGAGUUCUAUACAGUGAGUUCUAUACAGUGAGUUCUAUACAGUGAGUUCUAUACAGUGAAUUCAAGGCAGUUAGUUUUACGCAGUGCGUUCAGUACAGUGAGUUAUAUGCAGUGAGUUCUAUGCAGUGAGUUCUACGCAGUUAGUUCUACACAGUGAGUUCUACACAGUGAAUUCAAGGCAGUUAGUUCUACGCAGUGAGUUCUAUACAGUGCAGAGUGAGUAGAGACUCAUACCUAGAGUAUAGACCUCUUUACACUUAUAUGUUGCUUUACUGUCAUUGACAAACUGGAACAGGGUGUGCAUCCCAAAUGGCACCCUAUUCCCUAUAUAGUGUACUACUUUCGACCCGAGCCCUGUGGGCCCUGUUCAAAAGUAGUGCACUAUAAAGGGAAUAGGGUGCCAUUUGGGACGCAACACUGAAUAACUGGAACAGAGGGUGUUUCACUUGUGGUCCAGAGGAAGGAAACAGCCAGCCAAGUGAAGACUGAAAUAACCUGAGGAUUUAGAAGAACUGUGUGAGCUGUUUUACUGAUAGUGUUAGAAGCAGUGUGUGUAGAAAAGAAAGAAAUGUAACCAUUCAGAAAUAGAACUGCUAGUGCUGUGGCGCAGCCAUUUAACUUGGCCCUGCAAUGGGACAUAGACCAAGCUUUUCACCAGGGAUGUGCCAUAAGGAAACGUCAGGGCAUAUAUUCAUAAAGCGUCUUAGAGAAGGAAUGCUGAUCUAGGACCAGUUUUGCCUUUUGGAUUAUAAAAUGAAUGGAUAGAUGGAAUCUGAUUCUAUACUGAACAAAAAUAUAAACGCAGCAUGCAACAAUUUUCAAAGAUUUGACUGAGUUACAGUUCAUAUAAGGAAAUCAGUCAAUUGAAAUAAAUAAAUUAGGCCUUAAAGUAUGGAUUUCACAUGACUGGGCAGGGGCGCAGCCAUAGGUGGGCCUGGGAGGGUACAGGCCCACCCACUUGGCAGCCAGGCCCAGCCAGGACCCCCACCCCCAACUGUCAGGUGGAUGGGUUAUCUUGGCAAAGGGGAAAUGCUCACUAACAGGGAUGUAAACAAAUUUGUGCACAACAUUUGAGAGAAAUAAGCUUUUUGUGUGUAUGAAACAUUUACUGGGAUUUUGUAUUUCAGUGAAUGAAACAUGGGACCAACACUUUACAUGUUGCGUUUAUACACUGCUCAAAAAAAUAAAGGGAACACUUAAACAACACAUCCUAGAUCUGAAUGAAUGAAAAAAUCUUAUUAAAUACUUUUUUCUUUACAUAGUUGAAUGUGCUGACAACAAAAUCACACAAAAAUUAUCAAUGGAAAUCAAAUGUAUCAACCCAUGGAGGUCUGGAUUUGGAGUCACCCUCAAAAUUAAAGUGGAAAACCACACUACAGGCUGAUCCAACUUUGAUGUAAUGUCCUUAAAACAAGUCAAAAUGAGGCUCAGUAGUGUGUGUGGCCUCCACGUGCCUGUAUGACCUCCCUACAACGCCUGGGCAUGCUCCUGAUGUGGUGGUGGAUGGUCUCCUGAGGGAUCUCCUCCCAGACCUGGACUAAAGCAUCCGCCAACUCCUGGACAGUCUGUGGUGCAACGUGGCGUUGGUGGAUGGAGCGAGACAUGAUGCUCCACCUGCUCCUCCUUGCACAAAGGCGGAGGUAGCAGUCCUGCUGCUGGGUUGUUGCCCUCCUACGGCCUCCUCCACGUCUCCUGAUGUACUGGCCUGUCUCCUGGUAGCGCCUCCAUGCUCUGGACACUACGCUGACAGACACAGCAAACCUUCUUGCCACAGCUCGCAUUGAUGUGCCAUCCUGGAUGAGCUGCACUACCUGAGCCACUUGUGUGGGUUGUAGACUCUGUCUCAUGCUACCACUAGAGUGAAAGCACCGCCAGCAUUCAAAAGUGACCAAAACAUCAGCCAGGAAGCAUAGGAACUGAGAAGUGGUCUGUGGUCACCACCUGCAAAACCAGUCCUUUAUUGGGGGGUGUCUUGCUAAUUGCCUAUAAUUUCCACCUGUUGUCUAUUCCAUUUGCACAACAGCAUGUGAAAUGUAUUGUCAAUCAGUGUUGCUUCCUAAGUGGACAGUUUGAUUUCACAGAAGUGUGAUUGACUUGGAGUCACAUUGUGUUGUUUAAGUGUUCCCUUUAUUUUUUUGAGCAGUGUAUUUUUGUUCAGUUCAGCACUCCUACUCUGAGACACUUCAUGAAUACGGUCCCAGAUUCACUCAAGAUCAAUAAUUAUUUCCGUCAUCUUAUAUGCAAUGGAUUCUGUACAUACUGUAUGUCUCUGUAGUUAUGCGUAUGUUCUGUAUAUAUCUGCAGUAUUGACAGAGAUGUUCUUCUAAUGCGUAUGUUCUGUAUAUAUCUGCAGUAUUGACAGAGAUGUUCUUCUAAUGCGUAUGUUCUGUAUAUAUCUGCAGUAUUGACAGAGAUGUUCUUCUAAUGCGUAUGUUCUGUAUAUAUCUGCAGUAUUGACAGAGAUGUUCUUCUAAUGCGUAUGUUCUGUAUAUAUCUGCAGUAUUGACAGAGAUGUUCUUCUAAUGCGUAUGUUCUGUAUAUAUCUGCAGUAUUGACAGAGAUGUUCUUCUAAUGCGUAUGUUCUGUAUAUAUCUGCAGUAUUGACAGAGAUGUUCUUCUAAUGGGUAUGUUCUGUAUAUAUCUGCAGUAUUGACAGAGAUGUUCUUCUAAUGCGUAUUUUCUGUAUAUAUCUGCAGUAUUGACAGAGAUGUUCUAGAGACAGGCUUUGGUAGUUAUAUGAAUGGUUUCCGCUGCCUCUCCUCUUCAGCGUUUACUGCACUGGACUUCACCCACAUAAUAACUAGUGUCAAAUAUAGCAGGGAACAGGGCUGACGCUGACCCACACAACACACCCAUGGACCUGCGGUUAGCUCAGGAUAGCAGCCGACCGAUGCCUUGAAGAGGAAAAACAACAGCAUAUCUCACAUUCACAACAUGUAUUUUAGUAAAAGAGUCCUGACCUGAAACUAUCACUAUGCUAGGAGUUAUACUAGACAUUCUCCAGAGUUCAAAAUGCCUGUAACUUAAAGGCAGAUAUGUCCACUGCUCGUUUAUCCACAUCCAUCAGUGCAUUUUGGCUGCAGCAGGAGUGGCCCCUCGCUCAGUAAAUACCCGCCCUGCUGUAACACACUGGAUAUGUCCCAAAUGGCACCCUAUUCCCUGCAUAGUGCACUACCGCUAUGGGCUCUGGUCAAAAGUAGUGCACUAUAUAGGGAAUCGGGUGCCAUUUGGAACCUAGCCUUAGUUAACUAGCCUGGGUUCUGUGGCAGCCAGACAGACCAUUUCUUCUGAAGACACACAUACACACACACACACAACCCUCAGUCACACAUGCACACACACACAACCCUCAGUCACACAUACACACACACAACCCUCAGUCACACACACACACACACAACCCUCAGUCACACACACACACACAACCCUCAGUCACACACACACACACACACAACCCUCAGUCACACACACACACACACACAACCCUCAGUCACACACACACACACACAACCCUCAGUCACAUACACACACACACAACCCUCAGUCACACAUGCACACACACACAACCCUCAGUCACACAUACACACACACAACCCUCAGUCACACACACACACACACAACCCUCAGUCACACACACACACACACAACCCUCAGUCACACACACACACACACAACCCUCAGUCACACAUACACACACACAACCCUCAGUCACACAUGCACAUGUUUGGUUUGUUAGACAACACUGAGUGAGUGAUUGUCAGUGAACUGCUGUCCUGUCAUGUACAGAAUAGGUCCACCUGGAUUUAUCCUUUCUCUCAGUCUUUGUCCACAAAGCAAAGUGAAACAUUUUUCAUUUUAGUCAUUUAGCAGACGCUCUUAUCCAGAGCAACUUACAGUUAGUGAGUGCAUACAAUAAACAAUGCUGUGAAGUGUGUUGAGACAGUGUUAAAUGUCUCAACAAUGUCUCUCUCUGUCGCUCUCUGUCUCUGCAGAGAUCUCUUCAUUGUGUGCCCCACCAUAAAGAUGGCCAACUUCUGGGCAGCUAACUCCAGAUCCAAUGUGUUCAUGUACCACCGUGCCUGAGGACACCGCCCAGACCAGGUAAUCACUGGGUGUGAGGAGGACUAGGCAGCCAGGAAGCCAGUUCAGGUCAGGGCUCCAGACCGUUGACUACUAGUCAAGUAGUACUUGCGUUAACUCAGACUACCUUGUUGUGUCCAGCAAUACUGGUAAAUGUGUUUUGCUGUGUUGCUAGGGAAGUGGCAUGAUAAUGUAUUGUUUAUUUGUUUUUCUUUGCUGUGUUGCUAGGGAAGUGGCAUGAUUAUUAUUUUAUUUUUUGUCAUUUAGCAGACGCUCUUAUCCAGAGCGACUUACAGUUAGUGAGUGCAUACAUUUUCAUACUGCCCCCCCCCCCGUGGGAAACGAACCCACAACCCUGGUGUUGCAAGCGCCAUGCUCUACCAACUGAGCGACAGGGGACUACAUGAUAAUGUAUUAUUUAUUUGUUUUGUUUUGCUGUGUUGCUAGGGAAGUGGGAUGAUAAUGUAUUAUUUUGUAUUUGUGUGUGAUUUGUUUUCAUUUCAGUGCUGACCUGUCAGUGCCCCUGGAUGUCCAGUAUGUGUUUGGCCUCCCCCACAGCCCACUGACCUACAACCUGUUCACCAACACAGAGAGACGCCUCUCCCUGCAGAUGAUGACCUACAUGGCCAACUUCAUCAAGUCCGGGUAAAAAAAAAAUACUAAACAGAAAUGACUUUAAAUAAAUGCCAACUAUACCGUAUAGUAGAGCCAUUUCCAUCUAAAUCAAUUGGUUUAUUUUGUAUUGUUUGUUACAUCUAAACCAAUUCCCAUGACUGGAGAAUACUGCCUUAUGCAUGUGGUAUCAUAAUAUAUAAUAUAUGCCAUUUACAGUGGCUUGCGAAAGUAUUCACCCCCCUUGGCAUUUAUUCUAUUUUGUUGCCUUACAACCUGGAAUUAAAAAUCGAUUUUGGGGGGGUUUGUAUCAUUUGAUUUACACAACAUGCCUACCACUUUGAAGAUGCAAAAUAUUUUUUAUUGUGAAACAAACAAGAAAUAAGACAAAAAAACAGAACUUGAGCAUGCAUAACUAUUCACCCCCCCCCAAAGUCAAUACUUUGUAGAGCCACCUUUUGCAGCAAUUACAGCUGCAAGUCUCUUGGGGUAUGUCUCUAUAAGCUUGGCACAUCUAGCCACUGGGGGGUUUGCCCAUUCUUCAAGGCAAAACUGCUCCAGCUCCUUCAAGUUGGAUGGGUUCCGCUGGUGUACAGCAAUCUUUAAGUCAUACCACAGAAUCUCAAUUGGAUUGAGGUCUGGGCUUUGACUAGGCCAUUCCAAGACAUUUCAAUGUUUCCCCUUAAACCACUUUAGUGUUGCUUUAGCAGUAUGCUUAGGGUCAUUGUCCUGCUGGAAGGUGAACCUCCGUCCCUGUCUCAAAUCUCUGGAAGACUGAAACAGGUUUCCUUCAGAAUUUCCCUGUAUUUAGCGCCAUCCAUCAUUCCUUCAAUUCUGACCAGUUUCCCAGUCCCUGCCGAUGAAAAACAUCCCCACAGCAUGAUGCUGCCAUCACCAUGCUUCACUGUGGGGAUGGUGUUCUCGUGGAGAUGAGAGGUGUUGGGUUUGCGCCAGACAUAGCGUUUGAUGGCCAAAAAGCUCAUUUUUAGUCUCAUCUGACCAGAGUACUUUCUCCCAUAUGUUUGGGGAGUCUCCCACAUGCCUUUUGGCGAACACCAAACGUGUGUUCGCCAAAACGUGCGGCCCUCUCUUGGCAGUUUUGUUGUGGUGCCAUAUUCUUUCAUUUUUUAAAUAAUGGAUUUAAUGGUGCUCCGUGGGAUGUUCAAAGUUUCUGAUAUGUUUUUAUAACCCAACCCUGAUCUGUACUUCUCCACAACUUUGUCCCUGACCUGUUUGGAGAGCUCAUUGGUCUUCAUGGUGCCGCUUGCUUGGUGGUGCCCCUUGCUUAGUGGUGUUGCAGACUCUGGGGCCUUUCAGAACAGGUGUAUAUAUACUGAGAUCAUGUGACAGAUCAUGUGACACUUAGAUUGCACACAGAUGGACUUUAUUUAACUAAUUAUGUGACUUCUGAAGGUAAUUGGUUGCACCAGAUCUUAUUUAGGGGCUUCAUAGCAAAGGGGGUGAACACAUAUGCAUGCACCAUUUUUCCGUUAUUUAUUUUUUAGAAUUUUUUGAAACAAGUUAUUGUUUUAGUUUCACUAUUUUGUGUAUGUCCACUACAUGAAAUCCCAAAAAAAAUCCAUUGAAAUUACAGGCUGUAAUGCAACAAAAUAGGAAAAACGCCAAGGGGGAUGAAUACUUUUGCAAGGCACUGUAGCAGACGCUUUUAUCCAAAGUGACUUACAGUCAUGUGUGCAUACUACGUCUCUUAAAGUAUGUUUUCUCCUCCUGAACAGAGAUCCCAACCAGGCUCACAGUGUGUCCCGCGUGGCCUUCAGCGAGGCGGCACUGCCCCCCUGGCAUGCCUUCCAGCCCCACCCUGAUGGGGACAGCUACAUGGAGGUGGAGCCAGGCCUCAGUAACCACAGGGGCCUCCGCAGGGCCCAGUGCUCCUUCUGGGCCGACUACGUCCCCGCUCUGACCGCCUCCACUGGUGGGUCCAAACUGUCCAAACUGAAAAUAAGAUUACGUAAAACAUCAAUUUACCAACAAACCACAGACAUCUUUGACGAAAAGAACAAUGACAGGAACACAAAGGCAAAAUAAAAAUGAAAACAAGUAUUAAUUAUUCACUUUCUGUAUUUUCAGUGUCAGAAGGACAUACGUAGAAACAUAUGUAGCCGGUAAUUACAGGCUUAGUACUCUAUGUUCUUAGAUGGUGCCAAACGUCCAGUCUCCGUCUGCAGAGCUUUUCAUCUUUAGGAAAAACAUCCAUAUAUCACCGCUUUAGAGAAGAACAAAGCUGCUUCUACUUCAUGGGAUUACUUGGUGUCACAAGAAAGAUGUCUCUGUUUUUCAGGCAAACUUUCAUCUGCUGUGUCGGAGGGGGAAUCUGCUGGUUUGGGGGCUGGCACGCCAACACCAGAGACCAAGUUAUUUGCUGAUUUCCUGACAACUGUCACCCAGAGCAAACCCAAGUCAGAGAAGGAUGCUUAUAAUUAGAAAGGACAUCCACACUACGUACCAUUUAAUCAGCAUUCAGGGUUUAUCAUUCACACAUAGUGAGAAAUGUUGUUUCAACUGCCAAAGUAGUCUAUAAAUUAAGUAAUGUCAUUUAACUGCCUGUUAGAGUUUCCAUACUAAUGAAAUAAAACAAUUG
This is a messenger RNA of Coregonus sp. 'balchen', 62521 nucleotides long. The record is from the annotation of a GenBank genome assembly. Lineage: Eukaryota; Metazoa; Chordata; Actinopteri; Salmoniformes; Salmonidae.